CUGCCAAUGGCAUUUAUCAUACCACUCGGUAAUAUGACAGUGGCAUUCAUUUAAACAUAUAGCCUACAAAUAUAACAAUAUGAUAGAUUAUAGAUAGUAUUGCCACUAUACACUUCACCUCUUUUCUUAAAAGACCAUUUAUUUAAAUUCUUCUGACAGCAGCAAUGGGUUGUCCCACCCCCAGUUAUAAGGAUAGACUUGGAGUUUUUCUUUGCAGAUCUAACAAGAGGGGAUUUGCAGUAACAUGGGAAAGGAGCCCCUGGCAAAAAGCAUCUGAAUCCAAUUCCUUCUGCAUCCUAAGACCUGCCUUCACUGUAUCUCCAUAAACACAUCACAGGUAAACGUGAUACAAUGAGUUUCACAUCAUCCUAUGCUUAUUUCAAUCAGUUUAUGGAUGGUAUAGUAGUUUUGGCAACUAUGCUGUAACUGGAAGUAACAUGAACUUUAUUACAUACAGUAGGUUUGUUUGGGAAAUUGAAUCACCUAUUUUGAGCAAAAAUAUUAAGUCGAAAUAUCUUAAAAUUCACAUUAUUUUUAGAAAGCAUUAUUGGUUUAAAGUUAUAUUUAUGGGAUGAAUCCCUUACAGAACGCAAAUUUAAUUUAAAGUGACAUGGGGAACUUGUGAAAGCCAUAAUGAGUCAUAGUGAUGCAAAAGUAAUUUCUUAGCUACUAUCUUAUAAAUAAAUAAUGAUAAUAAUAAUGUAACUACCUUGGAAAUUAAUUAAUUCAUUGCUUUAAAUCUAAAGAUGUGUGGAAAAACCAACUGGCAUCUGUAUGUCAAACUGCCAAGCGAACUGAUUGAUUAAUCUGUCUAAAAUAGUGCAUAGAUUUUGGGUUGAUUUUGAUAGCAUGUAAAGCAUUUGUAACUUUAGAAUGUUUUAUUUGUGCCUGUAACUUUCAUCUAUGAGGAAUGUGUGUUGCUGAUUUUUCUGUCAAUUUUUUAUUACAAUUGGUGACAUUCUUAAAACCAACUAACUAGUAAAGAUUUAUAUAUUUUAAUGGUUUGAACACAAAUAAGUCACUUGUAUUUAAUGCUUUAUAUGUGCUAUGCCUGAAAAUUAUUUGAUGGGGCAUAGAAAGAAAAAAAAAUAUUUUUUUUCAUGAAACACUGUAAGUGGUGUGUCCUGAUAUGGUAAUAAGUAAAUUUAUAAUUAGCAAACUUGCAGACUGUGAGCUCAAACUAUUUGUUACCCCUCUUUUGCUGGUUAAUGCAAUUGCACCUUUAGGUGCUUCCACUUAUAGUUGACUGUCAUCCCCACUCUGGUACCUGAGAGAUCAUUUCCUUUCAAAACACGAUAAUAAGCAAAUGUAUAAUUAUAUUAUAUAUUAUUAUCAGCUGGAAUUGUGAAAACAGAAUGGACUUUUAUUGGGAAAAUUAGAGCAACCAUGAGGCAAAGUGAUAAUUUGGGACCAAUGGAAAGAAAAAAAAAAUAGAUGUUCUUUGCUUAAAAUGAUCCUGUUUUGCUUUGAUAAAUAUUCCUAAUUCUCGGUUUGAUAAAUAUGCCCAUUACAUCAUAAAUUGAUGAUACCAACAUCCCUGCAUCAUUGUAUAAACUUGUUUAACGUUUUCCUUGCCAGUGUUGUGUCAGUAUUGUUACAAAUCAAGUCAUUGUAAGUUUAUCUGGGUACAAAGAAUGCUGUAAGAGUUAUUCAUUAAGUGUACUUUGUUCGGAAUUUAAUGUUAAAUAUUUAGGUAAAAAUGGCCAGAUAUAAAAAUGUGUCCCUGGCAGCUAUGUCUUCAGUUUGACUGUAUUGGCCCCAACAUUGGAAAUUCAUUUGAAUGACAAUUCGUACUUUAAGGGUUAAACCCGACAGGUUUAUGCAGUGAGAGAGUUAAUUACUAAAGUAAGAAUUCUAGGUGAAUUCAAAUUCAAAUUUCAAAUUUAAGGCCAAGGUAGCGGAAUGGAAAGCAAAGCUGAUUUAAAUUUUUUUUCCAGUGUGGCUAGUUUAAAGUAGCUAGUUUUGACCUUAAAUGUAAAAAUCACCUUGUUUUCUCUUUGGAAUUCUCAUUUUAGCAAAUAUCCUUGAGUGAGGGUUUCUCAAAAAAAAAAAUGGCUUGCACAGCUUGACAUUGACUGUAAGCCAACUGAUUGGCUUGGAGCAUCAGCUAACCAAUGCUGUAAGCCAACUGAUUGGCUUGGAGCAUAAGCUAACCAAUGCUGUAAGCCAACUGAUUGGCUUGGAGCAUCAGCUAACCAAUGCUGUAAGCCAACUGAUUGGCUUGGAGCAUCAGCUAACCAAUGCUGUAAGCCAACUGAUUGGCUUGGAGCAUUAGCUAACCAAUGCUGCCAGAGCCUUCUUUAUCUAGGAUUUCAAAUAAUGGAAGGACAGGGAGACAGAGUGAUCCCGCACUGGAAACACACCUUGGGGUUUAACCACUAAAGGUGAGUCAGCUCCAGGGAUCGUAAAAAUGUAAUUUUGAUGAACUUGUUAUGGUGCCCAAAAUAACCCUUUAAAUGUUAAAACCAUUUGAGAUUGGCUUAACACUUUAAGGUAAGAUGGCACAAGGGGACUCCAGGCACCAUAACAACCUCAUUGAGUUGAAGAUGCCAAGGGUAUAUUUUAACUAAAUGUUUUGAUAAUGUUUCGAUAUGAGAAUUCAGCAUAAAUUCAAUUUUAUCUUUUUCUUUAGAUAGAUUUAGACACAAAAAGUCCCAGAUUAUUUUCCAAAUGCUUUUUUCUCCUUUUAUAGUAACAAAUAAUUUUAACUUGUCAGGACUCUCUCUGUAUUAUACAUAUGUGUACAUAUGUGUAAGUACAUGCUAGAUGUAAUUUGAUCCACACAAUAUAUGAAAGGGGUAAAAAAAAAAAAGACAUGUUUAAAGGAACUAUAUAGGGUUAGAAAUGUAAAACUAAGCCCUCUGCCCCUGCAAUGAGAUUGGGUUGUAUGGGUGCCUAUAGUGUCCCUUUAAAUCAAUUUGAGGUGGGGAGCAUUUAUGCAUGUUUAUUUUCAUAGCUAAACAUGUUCUGUGCAUUUAGUUAGUGUAUUGUCUAAAUAGAACACAAUUAGGAAAAAUUUAGAAUUUCAAGAAAACCAUUUCUAAGUUUCCCCCCUCCCCCCCCCAUUUUCCAAAUUCUGUUAUUUGCUGAAAAAAGAUAAGGGAUACAGCUUUGCAGGAAUCUUUCGCACAGGGGAUCAUGAAGACUGGUUUGGGAACCACUUUUAUGGAAUCAAAAACCAUUAUAUCCUAAAUCAAAGAUCAUACAUAAAUUCUUCUCAGAUAUAUCAUAACAUAUAUGAAUAUUUAAGCAAAUAUUAGUAAUUGUGUGAUCCAGAUCUAUAUGCUCAUAUUUCCUAUUGCAGUAAAAAAAAAAUCACACUAGUGGACCUUUAGUGGGGAAUAAGGAUAACAAAAAUUUAAGAGAAUAUUCACUAACAAAAUUGUUAUUUAAUGUGCACUCAGAGAAGGAUUAAGAUCCCACAUAUUCAUAGACAGGUUACCGCUUGUCUCUCCCCUUUAUUCUUCACAUUGGGAUGGUCAACAGUGACAAGAUAAUACAUGGUUUUGGGACCCUACCUAACCCCUGGACCCUAGGUGGCCGCCUACUGUCACUUUAUGGUCUGUCCUCCUCUGACUGCACUCAGUACAAUGUGUGAUCUGCCUAAGAUGGGUGGGAGUUACACUUUUUGUAAUUAAUUAAUCAAUUUCCCACAAAGAAUAUCAUUCUUUAAAGAUAUGCCAUGAUGGAAGCUGGGGUGAGGGACAAGCACUGUCUGUGUCUCCCCAGCAUUUAUUCUGGUGUGUCAGUAACAGGAGAGAGACCUUAUAAAAGAUAGCAGCUUCUGCCUGACAUAGUAACUCCCUCUAGUCUCAGGCAGGCCAGGACAUGCAUAACCCAUGCUGCCUCGAGAUUAAAGAAAGGCAAAACCUAGUCUGAACUGAAAAUUAUCUUCAAAGUCAUGGUUUGUUAGGAUGUCUUCAGAUAUCUUACUUUUUGAUGGCAUUAUUUUACACUAAAACAAGCUUCACCUAUCUAUCUAUCAUCGAUCUAUCUAUCUAGUUAUCUGUCUAUCUUUCUAUCUAUAUAUCUAUCUUUCUAUCCAUCUGUCAUCUAUUAUCUAUCUAUCUAUCUCUCUAUCUAUCUAUCUAUCUAUCUAUCUAUCUAUCUGUCUGUCUGUCUUUUUAUCUAUCUAUUUAUCUGUAUGUCUGUCUAUCUUCAUCAUUGAAUCACUAUAAUGCAAGAUACUAUCAACUCAUUCAGCAAAUUAGUUUUUUUGAACAUCUUGACAUUAUGUAUGACGAAUUAGCUCAAUAUGUGCAUUAAGAGAAGAAAGAGUAAUUUUUCUAUAUAUAUUUCCUGUAGCAGACAUUCAUUUAGAUUUUGUCUUAGACCUUUCAUUAAGUUUGGUAAACCCAAUAACAUCAUAACUGUCUGGGCAUGUCAUAUAUAUUGAAACACUUUCUGCUAUAUACCGCUAUAUGUCCUGUCCUGGGAAAUGGAACCCACUGGGUUCCUUUUUGGAAAAGCAGUAUUUUGAUGGGUGAUACAGAAGGUUUCUUACAGAACAAUUAUGUAGAAUAUUCAAGAAGAUGAUCACAAUCUAUUUGAUUUCAUAUAUCAUGGUACAAAGGAUUUUUUAAACAGUGAAAGUGACACACACUCCAAUUUAAAUGUAAUGGAGCUUUUCCUGAAUUGGGCUUAUGUCCUAUCGUAACAUUGUGACUUCCAACCCCGGAGCUGUCUGAAAUCUCCUUUCUUAUGGGUAAAUCUCAUCUUGACAUAGUCGUCUAUACUUUGAGCUUACAUCUUUACAAUACAGGAAAUACCCUUAUACCUCUUCUAGAUUAAGUGGUGUCUGAGGGGACAGUCUUAAUCUGAGACUCAAGUUUCUCACAGUCACCAAGGAUAAUCACCAAAACAGAACAGUAGUAGUGUGUUAUUAAAUGUGCAUGCAGCUAUAAGUGAUUAUUUACAGAUAUGAUCUUCUACCAACUAGCUUUUAAACAUCACACGCAUUCACACAGCAUUAACAUUCAUUAUGAGUCUCAAUUGGUAUUUUUCCAGUUGAACUAUUUUUACCUCACUUUUGCAAUUACGUAUUCACUAGACUACAAUUCACUGUUUAGUAAUAAAGUUAAGGAAAAGGCUGUACGUAAAUACAACAGGAUGGCCCACAACUCAAGAUAUUGUAAUUGUUAAAGGGCAACUGUCACUUUUCGAGAAUUUAACAAAUAUGUAUUUGUAAAGUGUGAAAACUAAGAUUUAAUCUAGAAAUCCAUACUUCUAUAUUAAGUAACUGGGCACCUCCAUCUUAGCCUCCUUUCAGUCAUUGUUACAAGCUCUGUCUUUUGCACCUGGCAGUCAGAAUAGAAAAAACAUACAGAGAAAAUUAGAAAUAAAUUAAACAAUGUUUCUAUUUCUCAUCUUCAUCAGCAAUAUUUGCCCACGUUUUGCCUUGUCUGGACUGGAUUAUGACAUCAUUUGCUACAUCUUAAUAUAAAUUAAACAUCUUAACAUAAACAUCUUAAUAUAGAUUUUAAAAAAGGAGUUACGUGAAAAAACGUUAACACAAGUAUGAUUACAAUAUUUUAUUCAGUUGUAAGAAUUCUAGAGAAAUGAUAGGUCCCCUUUAAAAAAGGGAUAAUAUUUUUUUAUCACUUCAUUUUCAGUGUAAUUGUUUGGUUGUCAAUGGAGUGAAAUUAAUAUUAAGUGAUAAGAUCCUAGUUUAGCCACUAACAUAGCAAAACAUUUUGAGCAUUUGACUUGGCUUGCCAUUAAUAGCCUUUUCAUCUAUUUUAAUGUAAACACCUUUCACUAGAUUGUAUUACCAAAGUUAUAUUACAUUAUAUAAUCAACACACAAUAAAAUAUUUAUAUAAAAAGCAUGAUCAUAUAGGUUUUGAUUUGCCACGUAUGCAUUUUAAUCAUAUUUUCACAGUUAUAUAGCCCUCGUAGCAAGAACAUUCCUUAGUUAAAUCUAAGUUUCCAAAUGCCUUAAAGACUAUACAAACCUACAGAAUUAAGAAAUGGCCUUUGGGCAGAUAUUUGAAAUCACAUUAAAUAUAGCAUGCAUUUUAUGUGGCGAGUUCUGGAGCCAGAAAAAAUUAGAUGCUGACAAAAAGAGGUCAAUGAAAUGAUUGGUAAGCAUUUUAAAACAUGCCAAUAAUAGGAGUCGUUCAGAAAUAAAGGCAUGUUAUAACAAAUAGCUAAGUAAUUAAUCUUUUGGGUUUUUGAGUUAGAACAGUGAAAAUACCGUACCCAUUGCAACUGUGAUUGAAUCCAAUUUAUUAUUAUUAUUAUUAUUGUAUUUUAAGUAAUGCCAACUUAUUCUGUAGAACUUUAAAAUGUUGUAAUAAAAAUAUAAAACAUCAAAUAACAUAUCAAUGACCUUAAAAACAAUCUAAAUGAUGUGGGAUGAGGUCCUACAAAAGUAGGAAGUAUAGUAGAUCAUAUGUGGAUCGAUUUAAAAAAAAAAUAAAAAAAAAGGUUUAUAAAAUGAAAACACAACUGAAAAAGAGCUGGCAACGACAAAUUGAGAAAUUGCAAGAAAAUGCAAAGACAAAGGGCUACCAAACUGAAAGCAGAAUAUGAGCAUUUAUAACAAACGCUUAAUCCAUAAUCUCAUGCCAAAAUUCUAAAUUAUUGUUGACAUGUUCUAUGGGAGUGGAUAUACAAAUCUUCCAUUGUAUGAUCCACAUUUGAGAUCGAUAGAGCCGCUACUGCUCCCAUUUAAGUUAAUCAUUAUCAAAUAGCCAAAUUUUUUGCUUUUAAGGGACACUUCAUACAGCAUAGCUACUACAGCUUUAUAUAGUAGUCAUGGCGCUAGGAAACUGUUUUUUUUAUCAGUGUGUUUUAAAACAAAUAGAGGUUUCUCCAGGACCCUAGGACAAGCCACUCAUUUCCUGCUCACAGCAUAAAAUAGGAGGCCUUGAGCACUAGAGUUUUGUGGCCUAAAACCUAAAAUUCACUUGUAAUUCCUGACAUUUUACACUAAAUAACUCCAUAUAGAGUUACUUAGCAUCCAAAUUUAAAUCUUGGGCAGUAUAUGCAAAUUAGCCUUUAUGUAUUUACUAAUUACACAAAUACAUCUUGGAACAUAUGCUGUGUAUAGAUACUUUCUAUGCUCAGCCGUUUCCAAAAUACUGAACAUUUACUUCAGGGAGAUCAUGCCAAACUAAUCUUGCUGAGUUUUUUAAUUGGGUAACUAAACUAAUAGAUCAGGGUGGUGCAGUAGAUAUUGCUUACCUAGAUUUUAAUAAGGCUUUUGACACUAUGGCGCAUAGAAGAUUUAUCAAUAAACUGCAAUGCGUGGGACAGGCAUAAUGCUAUCCUAGAUAUAAAUGACUAAUACAAGUCUUAUGAAAAUUGAGCAGACAAGAUGGGCCGAAUGGCUCUUACCUACCGUCACAUUCUAUGUUUCUAUGUUACACUAUAAGCAAAGAGAAACCAGGACUUUGGAACAACUGGCUGAGUGAGCUCUUGAUCACCCCCUAGUGGACGACCCCCAGCAUAUCCUCUUGAUUUUCUUUUGACUAGAAAAUACUUUAAAGUCUAAAAGAGUGAGUGAAAUUAUGCAUAUUUCCUUUCUUUGUUAUAAGCAAUACUAUUUUUUUUUAUUAUUAUUUUUUUUGUGGUGAGUGGUAUAUGUUUUUGGUUUUUAGCCGAGUACUCUUCUACUUGCAGGUCUAGUUACUAAAAUGAAUUUUAAAUUUUAAGACCAUUAAGACCAGCUAUUUUGACCUUACAUUUAAAAUUAAUUUUGAAUUCACUUUAGUAAAUAAACCUGAAUGGUUUUUUUUUUUUUUUUUCUAUUUUAGCACCAUGUGGCAACACAGUGGGGGUUAUUCAUUGAAUAUCAAAUUAUAGUGAAAUUAAAAUUGUAGGCAACAAUUGAUGACUUUCCAUGUUAGUUAAAUUAUUUUUAUAAGUGUUCAGUAUUAUUCUAAUGUGCAAAGCAUUUUGAUAACUCUCAACCUUGAUUUCUUAGUUCAGAACAAAAUAUAUGAAACUUAAAAGGGGGUGGGAAAAGACUGUAAUGUAAAAUAAUGUAUGGUACAAAAAUAAUUAUUAUAUUUUCAGGACUAUAGGUUCCCUUUAAGUAAAUUGUAAUAAUAUUCUACUUUUUCAUUCACCUAAGUGAACUAUCAGAAAUGUUUCUCAUAGACCCUACCCACAAAAGACAAUAUUUUAAUCCAAUAAGGUUCUUUUUAAUGCCUCAAGGAUUCAAGAAGUUCUUCAUUAAACAUUGUCUAACACUUUGAAGGUACAGGAUAAGGAAGGACUAAAGGGGUGUGUACAAAAAGGGGGCAGGCUCAACCUGGCAUUCCAGUCUGGCGUGAAUGAAUACAAGGUUGACUGCCAGUCACUCUAGCCAACCCCACUGGUGUCAAUGCAUGCACAUACCACUGAUAACUUACUCUGCCCAUGGUUUGAAUGCCUUCACUGCUGCUUACACAGGACAAGCCCAUUUUAUGAUGCACUGGUACAACACUUUAUGGGACUUGCUCUCUUGUGUUCUUAGAUGCAAGACACCAGAAAGCAAUCCCCAGAUGGUGGGAUAGGUCCCCAAAUAUUCAUGCAGUAUUUCAGUUAGGACUGUUAGAAGGUAUACUAUAGUGUUAUGGUGGAGAAACUGUGCGAAAAGAUUACUAGUGUGCUAAACCCGUGUUACAAGAAACAUUAUGACAUGCAGAGGUUGCUGAUUUCACAAAACAAAAACAAAAAAUAGAAGUAAAGUGAAACUGACACUUAAAAAUUCUAAACAAUUACAUAUCUUCCUUUUCCUGUAAUCCACGCCUGCAAAAACAGAAAAUGAUUUCUCUAGCACAAAAAUGUGUUCUUAAACCAGAUAGACCAAAAUGUUUGAAGAUGAACAACCCAAAAUGUAUUUCAAGUGGAGUAUUUAUAUGCUUAGAUUACAUUUGUCUUUUUUUUGGGGGGGGAGGGUUCAGCAGAAAAAACUCCUGUGGUUUCCAUAGUGACAGCUCAAGUUUUAGAGCUUUGGCUGGUAAUUGCUGUUUAUAACUUACCCUCACUAAUCCUGAAUAAAAACACGUAAAACAUUUUAUAAAAAUUAUAUCAACCAUUAAGUAUCAUAAAUGUGUGAUAACAACAAUAUAGCUGUGUAAUAAACCAGCCGUGUAAUAUUCUAUGAAUAUGGAAUUCUAUGGAACACAUUCCAUAAGUACCAUAUAUGGCUUUAUUUAUAAUACUGACUGCCAUAGACUGACACAAAUGGUAUGAUUUGUCCUGACAUAAGAUAAUGUAAAUAUUGUAUCUUUUAGCUGUUGUCAGUAUAUUGUUAUAUCACGCUGUGCAAAUUAUGAUAUACUUUCCUACAGAGAUAGACUGGAAAAGUAGUAUUGGUAUAUUUAGUGUCAGAAUAGUAGUGGGACAGUUUGUUAUUCAUGCCCAAUGUAUAACAAUCGGAACAAAGUUUUCAUCAACGUUUCGACCCUGCAAUGGGUCUUUGUCAAACUGACACCCACAGUGAAAUACAACCAAUUUAUAGGCAGUACAAUUAUAGUAAAUUAGCAAUCAUACUAAAUUAGUAAAGUGACAUACAUCAUAACACCAAGUAACAUAAUGAAAUAAUCAAAUGAUAUACUGACUAUAACAUAACAUUCAUCAUGUGUGCUAGAAAAUCUGUUAACCAAUCAAAACAAUGGACACUCGGUAAGAGGCGACUGGUGAAAAAUUGUCACCGAAAAAUUCUGGGAAGGCACAAAAGAAAACCGAAAUAAUAUGCGCUUAGAUGCAUCGGUUGGGACUAUAACAGAGUCUCUGAACAUGUUGGGGACAUACGCCUAGUAUACACGGAAGCAACACAAAAGGCGUGUAAUACAACCAUGUAUAGACAUGAAGCAGAAGAAAACUUGCAUGCCCACAGGUCUAGUAACUAAAGACGUGUGACGCAACCGUGCACCAACAUGGAGAAGAAGGAACCUAGCAUGUGCACAGCAGAACUGCGUAUGGCGCAAUACAUAAUAGGAAUUUAUUAAAGUGACAGUGCAUACAUUAAAUAAGAACAAUAAAAAAGGGAAAAAUAGUUUGAAAUUAACUAAUAUAAUAAACUCAUGAUCUCAAGCAGUGCCAAGUAAAUCAUUUGAUAAAUUAAUUAUUUUAAAAUACCCACAGAAGAGGAGAGCCAAAAAAAAGACGGUGUGACAAUAAACCAGCACCAAUGAUUGUACUUAGAUCAUAUUCAUUAUUUAAGCUCUUAAAGUGUAAAGUAUCUAAUUCUCUUAUCCAAAAGGCUUCACGUAACAAUGAUCUCCUCACUCUAUAACCCCUUCUUAAAAACUCUUCUUAAACACUCAGUGACAUGCUCCAUUAUCUGAAAUUUCAGCUGUGAUACAUUGUGACGUGCUUCCAAAAAAUGGGCAAAUCAACUAGACCUGUCUGUCACGUAUUCAUCCGCCUAUAAAAAUGUGGUUAAUGACAUUUACUGUCCACACAGGAAAAGUUGUGCCGAGCAGCAACCAAAUCCACAGAAGGGUUAAUGCUGAGCAGCAAUUAUGCAAAUGAAACCUGGUAACUGCCUUUGGAGUCAAAGGCGAGUUACAGCCUAUCAGAUCAAGAGGAGGGGUAUUUAGGCCCAGUUCUCAUCCUGCUCAGUGCCCUGUCGUGGUUUCCCUUGUGGUUGUCCGAGAGCGCGUUAUUGAUUCUGGUUAUUUGACUUUGGCAUUGUUAUUGACUUCCCUGUUUUCUGACAUCCCUGACUCCUGGCUUUUCCUUAUCGUUGUGUCUCUUCUGUUUCCCUUGACCUCAGCUAUUCCUGACUAUUCUUUGGUACGUUUGUCCGGCCAUUCUAAGGUCUGGUAUUUGUUACCUAUCAGUCCUCUGUGUUACACAGUUCUACGUGCUGGAUCAUUCUGUAAUCCUGACACUGUCCUAAUUUUUGGCUGAUGUUUUGAAAUCAUGUCCUUCAUCUUCUGAGUUGUCUAUCCUACAUAUGUCAAGCUACAAGGGCAUUUUAAGAUAUACAUUGCAUGGGUAGUACAACAUCUAAGAAAAUGUUUAAUGCAAUACUUUUUUCCAGGAUAAAAGACAGAUCCCUGAAUCAUGGAAUGUCAACAUACACAGUUAAAAUAUGAAAUGUUAAGUACAAAUUUCAAUAAAAACAUGCAUUGCAAAAAAAAAAAAAGUUGAAAGCAUUUCAGCUCUUACCAGUUGAUCCCUGAAGGAGAUCUUUUAAAGGACAACAUUGGCUUUUUGGCAAAUUUUACAAUAUCAGGAUGACAAUCAGACAAAAUGUGCCAAUGAUUAUCAACAAUCCUUUUUAUAUCUGAAGAAAGAGCACCGUGACAUGAAAUCAGUUUAAUUCUGGUGUUAGUGUCCCUCUUGACUUUUGGCAGAAAUAAUUCCUAUCUAUUUAAAUUUUCAACUUGUGUUAGUUGUUAAAACUUUCAGUCAUCUCAACUAAUAUUCUAUCUGAUUUCUCCAUAUUUGAGACUCUCACUCUCAUAUAUUGGCUCUUAGGAAGAGCUCUAAAUACAAGAGGAGGAGAAAUGCUGGUAAAGUACAUAAUCAUAUUUUUAUCCAACAGCUUUCUAUUUAAACUAGUAUCGAGUCUGUUGUCAGAUUUAGCAGUUAGAAUGGUUGUAUUUCACUUAACAAGGACCCAUUGCAGGGUCGAGACGUUGUUGAAAACUUUGUUCCAAUAAAUUUAAGAAGUUUCUUAUCAUAGCAUGGCCUUUGCAGUGUUUUGGCAAAUAGUGUAGAAUAAACACAGUUUAUUUAUUUUUUUAACCUUAAUCACGGGUGAUCGAAAGGUAGACAUACAGUGUUACAGGACUACGACUCCCAUGAUGCAUUCCCAGCCUUAGGGUUGGCAAAGUAUCAUCGCAGUUAUAGUUCUAUAACAACUGUGGAUCUACCCUGGUCUAACCCAUUUUUUCUUUUUGGUUUUAAAUGAUGGUUUAUCGUGUUAUUUUUUUGAUGGUUUCUAAUAAUAAAUUAACUGUGUUUCACUCUCAGGCUUUUUCACAAAAAGGAGAAUUUCCAGGAAUAUAUAGUGAACGACAAUUAUACCAAACACAUAUUUACACAUACAUUUCAUUUGUAUCUUGUGUUUUCUUUUUUUAGGUCAGCUAUGUUCCCACGGGUUUGGUGGCUUCUAUUUUUAUUAAACAUUCAAAAAUAUGUGGCACAGAAUGUCUAUGAAGAAAGAAGAGUGGGACGAUACAAGCCCAAGGCCUUAACAGCAACAGCAGAAAAGACAACAAAUCUCAGUGAGCAAGGUGACAUUUUGUAAUUUAACGUUAUGUAAGAAAGUGUUUUCAGAAGAGCUAUCAUGACACGGAGGCAUUAUCUUUGAUGGAUGUGUCAGGAGUUGAAAGGAUUAUAAAGAUGAGGUACUAGAUAUUUGAUUCCUAUCAGUCAUUUUCUUUCCUCCGGAUUGGCUUAGAAAAUUCAACUGCGACAUUCUGAAAAACGUCCUAAAUAUAUGUUAUUGAAGUUCUGAAAAACAAACAAAAGUCCCAUGGUUGAAAACGAUGUAUAAUAAUGAAUGAGACAGUGAAUUCCAGAAUUUACAAUAGAUAAAUGUAUCUUCUUGGUUAUUCCACGAUGUACCUCUCCCCUGGGUUGUGUUUUGUCACCUCAAUAUCCAUCUGUCCUGUCUGCUACCUGUCUGCGUCCUUCUCCGAUACCUGGUUUGGGUGCUGUGGGUGCAGAAGUUGACAAGAAAGAGCUUAAGGAAGAGUAUAUAUAGUAUAUUAAACACUCUACUUUUAAAUUAUAAGUAAAUUACAUUGAAAUUUAUGUCACUUCCCAGUAUUUUACAUUUUUAUUGUUUGCUUAUUCCUAUAUUUAACAAAUAUGUAUAUGUAAAGUGUGAAGUAUAAAAAUACAAUGAAAAUUGAAAUAACCACACCUUGCAGUCAGCAACGAGGUAACCUACAAAUUAGAAGAGAAAACAAACAAUAUUUCUUUUUUGCCUAUUCAUUUCCAAUGUUUGCCCUAACUUUGCCUCUUUGGAACUAGAUUAUGAUUUCAUUCUAACUCUAAAUCAUUUAUAUUAGUUUAAAAGAAAAUGGAGCCACUCAUGAAAAAAAAACUAAUUAUAGGUGACUGUCAGUAUUUCAUGUAAUGGUGUAAAUUUCAGAGAAGUGAUGAUUUUUUUCCAAAAAUGUGCAUAAUAAUCUUUUUAAGAACAAAGAGUAAGUUUGUAGUGACCAAAUUAUCUUUCCUCCAGCAAUCUAAUUAACAGCAGGAUUCACCCGUAGAGUUGUGAACUAAUCUGGAUCAAGCAAACAUUGGUGCAGAAAAUAGAAAAAUAAAUUAAAAUAUCUGAGACAACUUUAUUAACAAGUCUUAUAAAAAUACAGGACAGCAGAAAUAAAAUAGAAAUAAAUAUGAGUGUAAGGGUGCAAAUAUGUGCAAAUAUGUAUCAAAAACAAACCACCUUACAAGUGGCUAGGAAUGACACCAUGAUGUCGAUAUCUUAUGUAAAAAAAGAACCGUUGGAACUAUAUAAAGAUGUCUUGAACACUCCUAAAUACCCCUCAAAGGCUUAAUCUUGCCACAACAGUGAGGGGGAAUCAAACUAAAGAUGUAUAAUAGAGAGUCAUGAUGAUAAUGUAGCGGUAGUAAUGGUAUUCACACUAGACUGGCUAACGCUGUGUUGAGUGUAAUAUGAGAACCCUAUUGUGGUACCUCACCCCGAGGAUGGACAUCUGAAGACUACAAAUAGGACUAAAUUAUGGAAUGGAAAGUAGUUAAGCAGAUGAAGGGAGAAGGGAGGCGGAGGUAAGCAUAUAUUAUUUUCCAUUCAAUAAUUUAGUUGGGUGAUUUCUCCUAUCAUUUCUUCCUAAAGUUGGGAGUCAUUUCAGGUCUUCUUCUUCACCCAUAGGGUUUCGGCUUCGUUGGGUGCAUUACCGACAUAAAGUCACAGAGCAAUUAAGCUUUUUGCAUUCCUUUAUUUCUUUAUUAUGUUUUUUUAUAUUAUUUACAAGAACAGUAAAACAGGUGAUGGGCUAAGUUUAGUGAUAUAUGCACUCUCUUUUCAGAUGAAGACUGCAUUCUGGAAAUGGCCUUUUUGCUGGACAGUUCAGAAAGUGCAAAGGACUACAACCAUAACCAAGAAAAGAAGUUUGUCUUGCAAAUGGUUGACAAGUUAAAAGGAGUUCAGCUCAAUUCAGGGCGGACUUUCAGCUGGAGGAUGGCCUUACUGCAGUACAGCAGUACAGUGCUCAUCGAACAGACUUUCAGAGACUGGAAGGGACCUGACAAUUUCAAAGCACGUGUCGCCCCAAUAUCGUAUAUUGGCCAUGGUACCUUUACAUCCUACGCAAUAACAAACCUCACCCAGCUUUACAUGAAUGAAGGCACUCAAAAGAGCAUGAAGGUUGCCUUACUUCUAACAGAUGGAGUAGAUCACCCGAGAAACCCUGACAUUUUUGCUGCAACGUCUAAUGCAAAACACCACGACAUUAAGUUCUUUACCGUGGGAAUGACAGGAGUGGCUAAAGAAACAGCCAAUGCCGCAAAACUUCGACUUCUGGCCAGUGUUCCAGCUAGCAGGUUCGUGUUCCAUCUGCAGGAGCCCGACGUUGUGGAUAAAAUUCUGAAAGAAGUGGUAAGUUAUUUUUAUUGAAAUUUUUACAAAUCAUUACAAGAAGGCUGCAAUGUUAGUACGUAUUGCAAAAUAUAAUUUUCUGCUACUUUUUUGCGUAUUAAAGACGAUGUUUCUGAGUCUAAAGAUUUGUUUUAUAUUAACGGAGAGCGGGUGACCGUUAAACAGCUCACGGAGUUUGGUAAAUUAAAAGUAAAAAGGUACUGUUUAAGCAGGCCAGUGGCAAUUUAUUUAAUUUAUUGAUUUAUUGUUAUUAUAUUUUUGAUUUAUUGUUAUGCCAGAAAGUUAGUUUUUUCAGUUAUGGGAAAGUCCAACUGGCAAUGGAAUUAUUGUACAGAUAUUAAAAAAUAUAAGCUUUUAGCUUUGCUUCACACACUAUUCUUUUCAUUUUUGAGAGAGAUUUGCCAUCCCCUAUUUUUCAUGGUAAAUUGUUGAUCUGAAACAUAUUAACUCAAUAUGUUCUUUUGCUGAUGAAAAUAACAAAUUCAACUAUCCAAGGUAAUCAAAGUGUGCAUCAUUAUUUUAAAUGUGCCUCCUCCCACCCCCCCAAAAAAUGAAUAAAGAAGAAAUUGUAUACAGAUUGGAACAAAGAUAAGAUUAAAUUCCCAGUAUUUAAAAAAAAAUUUUUUUUCCCAUUCUCUAUAUUUAACAAUAUUUAUUUGUGAAUUCUGAAAUAUAAUUCACGGAUUUUACAAUUAUCAUGACGGAAAGUCAUGAUUUUAUUAAAGACACGGAGGCGAGUAUUAUGCUGCACUCUUUCUUUAUUUCCCUCAGCAGCAAAGAAAUAUUAUUGAAAGAAAACAUUAAAAACAGGUUUAAACAUCCUAUAGGCAAUGUCCGCCUAGCAACAUGACAUCCAAUCAGUGACAUCUUUCCCAUAUAGUAGGCGGAGCAAUGAUGACCAUUUCCUCUUUCUUGCGACUCCCGAAGAAAACUCAAAACGGAACAGGGACAACCAAGUAAACCAAACGAGCCGUAACACGGCAUGUGAUUCCAGGAGCACCUUCAAUCAGGUCACGCUAAAGAAAACAAGAAAAAAUAUAAUAAUUUCUUGAAAGUUUGGGUUGUCCGCAUAUACAUAGGCCCCAAUGGCUGAGUAAACAGUGUAAGCCUUACACAACAGUAGUAAGAGACAAUCAUUGAUUUGAGGACAACAGUGACAAAGUCCCAUCAGUAGCUAAAGUCCUAGAUCGAUGUAGGUGUGUGAUGGUACCACUACCGCCCAAUUGGACUUAACUUGGAGAGGUCUGAGAAACUUACCUCGACCCACCUCCGGGCCGCCCGCGGGCGGGUGGGUGGGAUAAUACUCGCCUCCGUGUCUUUAAUAAAAUCAUGACUUUCCGUCAUGAUAAUUGUAAAAUCCGUGAAUUUUAUUAAGGACCCGGAGGCUCCUAUUAUGCUAUUUCAAAGCUGUGCUAUCACGGCUUCUGCGAAAUGCUGGAUUGGUUUGAAAUAGAAAUUACGGAAAGUAGAUUCUGUGGACCAAUCAGCCGCCUUCAAGAUAUCCUCCAAGCGACAACCCGCAAAGGAGGCUUUAGAGGCCAUGGCGCCCCGGACCGAAUGAGGAGAGAAUAUGGAGGUAUCAAUACCUGCUAAGGACAUGAGCCAUUUGACCCAGCUUGCCAAGGUAGGAGAGGAUACCGGAGCAUGUGGUUUCCGGAAGGAGAUGAAGAGUUGGGGGUCUGAUCCAGACCGAAGGGGUGCAGUACGAGCUUCGUACGUCCUCAGACACGCUACUGGGCAAAGGAGAGGCUGCAUGGGAAAAGCUGGGUACCGGACCGACUUGGAGGACGAUUUCGUCCUACGUGUUAUGUCAAAAACGACUCCUUCUGGGGUGAAGGAUCGGGCAUUGACAUCGAGGGCUCUAACGUCCGAUACCCUUUUGCAGGAGAUUAGGCACAACAGCAUAACUAGCUUAGCUGAGAGCUGUUUUAAGGAUAAAGACUCAUUGUCUGGCCACCUAGUCAGGAAUUGCAAUACCAGGGAGACAUCCCAUAGGGAGGAAUAGCGAGGUAGGGGUGGCCUCGCAAAGCGAAUGCCUCGGAGAAGACGACAAACCAGUGGAUGUCGUCCUAACGGGGUCCCCUCGAUGAGGUUUAUCGUCCUGUAAGCUUUCCCCGUCUCAUACAGGGAGGUUAAGAAUUGUAGGACGUUCGUCACAGUAGUUCAUAGGGGAUCCACACCCCGUGCCAUGCACCAACCAUCCCAUGUGCGCCAAGCAGACUUGUAAGACUGUCUCGUGCCGGGUGCCCAUGCGCCCUCGAGAAGUCGGAGAGUCGAUUGCGAAACUCCUGCGAUUGACCAGGGUCCCCGGAGAUCAACCAUGCCAUGAGGCGGAGGAGGCCCUGAAGGAUCAGGGGGUGGGGGGUCCCAUCGGGGUCCCAUAGGAGAGAUUGGGCAUCCGGGAGGAGCCGCGGGUGAUCUAUGGCCAUCUCCAGCAGAGGAGGAAACCAAGGUUGCGAUGGCCAGAGGGGGGUUAUUAUAACUAGGCAACCCCAUUGGCGUCGCAGGUGGAGGAGGCAACGCGGGAUAAGGGCGAAUGGAGGAAACGCAUAGUUCCUGGUGGUUGACCAGUCUUGGGAGAAUGCAUCCAUGGCUGAAGCCGCAGGAUCUGGCCUCCAACUGAAGAAGGUCGGAAGUUGGGUAUUCAAGCGGGAGGCAAAUAAGUUUACCGCCAGAGGACCCCACAGGUCCCCAAUGCGCUGGAAGACUCGGGAAUCGAGGUGCCAGUCGCUGGCGUCCCGCAGGUGACGGGAGUACCAAUCUGCCGUGGUGUUGGACAAACCCGGUAAAUACUCAGCCCUGACAGCCAUGUUGUGGUGCAGGCAAAACUGCCAAAAGUCUCGAGCCAGAUUCGCUAGAAUUUUGGAUCUCGUACCACCGAGGUGGUUGAUAUAACGGACAGCCGAUACGUUGUCCAUCUUCAGUAGGAUCGAACACUGGGACAGUGUCGGGGAAAGGCUGUGAACCGCAAAGGACCCCGCUAGGAGUUCCAGGCAGUUUAUAUGUAGCAUGGAUUCUGCUUCCGACCAUCGUCCGCCUGUGACGAUAUCUCCACAGCGCGCACCCCAACCGUACGAGCUGGCGUCUGACUCUAUGACUACGUCUGGGGCUGAGCCGAAGAUGGCUCUGCCAUUCCAUGCCUCCAUGUGUAGGAGCCACCAUUGGAGUUCUUUUUUCGCAUCCGUGUCCAGAGUCAGAGUAUCCUCGUAUGAGGCGCCGCCUCUGAGGUACGACGCCUGCAGGCGUUGGAGGGCUCUGUAAUGAAGGGGACCCGGAAAGAUGGCCUGUAUGGAGGCCGCUAGGAGCCCGAUCACGCGGGCCAGAUGUCUGAGAGAAAUGUGUUGAGAGGUAAGAACUCGUCUUAUCUCUUUCUUGAUACUUCUCAUUUUGGAUGUUGGUAAAUACAGGGUUUGCGUGUCUGAAUCCACCAAGAGUCCUAGGAACUCUAUUUGUUGAGUGGGGAUUAGAAUGGAUUUUUCCCAAUUUAUAAUGAAGCCCAAGUUCUGUAGCAAGGUUGUGGUCCAACCGAGGUGAAUAUGAAGUAAUGAUAUUGAUUGGGAUAGUAGCAGGAUGUCGUCUAAGUAUAUGAUUAGACGAACUCCCCGACUGCGUAAGAGAGCGAUGACGGGCUUCAUGAGCUUGGUGAAACACCAAGGUGCGGAGGAGAGCCCGAAGGGAAGGCAGCGGAAUCACCAUUUCCUCCCUUGCCAUGUGAAUUGCAGGAAGUUUUGGUGCACCUGCGCAACGGGUACCGCGAGGUAGGCGUCUCUCAGGUCGAGUUUGACCAUCCAGUCCCCUGGCUGGAGUAAAUCCCGUAGGCAGUGAAUGCCUUCCAUCUUGAAAUGAUGGUAGGUUACGUAGGUGUUUAAGUGUUUGAGGUUGAUAACUGGGCGGGAUCCGCCCCCUUUUUUGGGGACAAUAAAUAGGUUGCUCACAAAACCCGGGGUAUCUAUCGGGAUUUCUUGAAUAGCCCCUUUGAGUGCUAAAUCUUGAACUUCCUCGGAAACGAGGGUCGUGUCUGUUGGGGAAAAAACAAGCUCCCUUGGUUGGGAGAGUUGAGUGGGCAGAGAUACAAAGUCUAUUGGGUAUCCUUGGACUGCCCUGAGAAUCCAAGCAUCUGAUGUAAUUAGAGCCCAGACAUGGGAAAAAUGCAUGAGCCUGCCCCCUAUUGCCACUUGUGAAGAAAAUCGAGAAAGGUAACUUACCGUAAGGACGUCUUCCGGAAGGAGUGCCUCGUGCACCUCUCGACACCCAAGGUCUACCUCGUUGGGGGAAGAAGGUCGGGACGGACCUCUGGUCGGGAAAGGGGGGUCUCCCCAUAUAGGGACCUUGGUUCUGGCGCGAACCUCUAUUGGCUCUGCCGGACAGACGGCCCCUUGCUCUGCCGGCCCCACCAAAAACCUUUGGGUGGAACACCCGCUUUAGAUUAGAUUGUGCCUUGUCCAAGGCUGUGAAUGUCUGGACAUAGGAGCCCAGGUCUUUGACAAAAGACUCCCCGAAAAGGAACCCUUUAGCUUGGGCUCCCGGCUCAGUAAUUGCCAUGUUUACAAGUUUUGGUUCGAUUUUAAUCAAUAUAGAUUUACGGCGCUCAGUAGCCAGAGCCGUAUUGGCAUUGCCUAUGAGGCAUAUCACCCUCUGAAUCCAGCCUCUAAUAGUGAGGCGAUCUAAGGCUUCGUCUUGCCUCAAGGAUUCCUCCACGGCCUCAAAAAUUUUGGUCGCUGGACCCAAAAUAUCCAAGACUUUAUCCUGACAAUUAUAAAGUGAGAAGUCUAGACCCUUCUUGGGUUUCCAACUUGUUUUACUUAAAAAUUUAAUAAUUUUGGGGUCCACCUGGGGUGUUUUACAGACUUCGUCUGGUACGGUGGGACGUGGGCAUUCGGCCCUUAGUUUGUUACGAGUUGCCUUGUCCAAAGGCUUACGGACCCGAGAUGCGACGUACUGCACCACAUGCUCAGCCGGUGACCAUUCCGCAGAGCGGGGGUGACGUAAGUCGUCGGGUUCGAACAACGGUUCACCCUGUGGGUCAAGGAUUUUUCCCUCUUUGGUUAAGUCAGAACUGGGCCCAUCAGUGGGACAUAUCUUAGUGGAGGGAUUACACUCCUUAACAGUUCCAUAGUCCGAAUCUAAGUCGGACAAAUCGUUAGACUGAUCUGAGUCUAGGGCAGGGGCACUCUCCUCAUCUGAACUGAGUUCUGACUCAGUCGAAUCGGGCUGGGCUUUAGCCCACUUCCAGUGUCUAGCCGUUUUUGCCCGGCUAGAGGCUCUUUUGCGCGGUGGAUCGAUAUUCGCGCCAUCUAUGACAGGUGUUAUGCUGUCCAUCACAAAUUUGGAGGAGUGCUUGACUUUAGCCAAGGCUUUGCGGCCGAGGCGUGGGGGCUGAGAAACAGAUGGUUUCGCGACUGGCACAGUCGGAUGGACCAUUAAUUGGGCCUGAAGUAGUGCUUGGGUAAAUGAUUUUGAAAUAGAGGAGGACAUAAUGUCCAUGGCAGAUGCCAAAGCUUUGGAAACAGAUCUGGAUACAGUAUCAUCCAUGAUGGCUUGGAUUUCCCCUGAUGCUGGGAAAUCCACCUCAUCCCCUGAAGCUACAGGGGGAACAUCCAAGAAAAUUUGGGGGUUAGCUGGUGCCUCUGAGGGACCAGGCAAUUCAUUAGAGGACUGCAUAAUGUAUGAGAAUAGCAGACAAGAGAAAGGCAAUUUUAUUGUGAAAAAACAAGCAGGGUUGAGUAACCCAGCAAAAGUACUCACUAAAUUAUCAAAGUUAUGGGAGCAGGAGACAGGGGAACCGUCCGCCACAACACUGAACGCCAACUCCGACUCGAGGGACGGAGUGGGCGUGACACAGGAAAAAGGGCGCGAAAGCGCCGUUUAAAAUGGCCGCCUGCAAAAUUCCGGCUGGAAUCGGGGUUCCCGCGGUGAGAUCAGAGAUCGCGAGGUAGCCGGCACAGGUGAGGCCGGCUACAUGCAACAGAAAACGGUGGUGUGCGGCUAAGACCGCGCUCGGUUGUUAAAACCGGAGCGCAGAUACAGUAAACCAGCCGCAAGAUGGCCGCCGGGGCGUCCCUGACGGGAUGCGCAUGCGCGGCUGAAGAGGGUAGUACCCGGAGCCGCGACCGCGGCGGUUAUCUCAAAGAGAAUCUCCCUAGGACUUGUAGUGUCCUAGGGAGUAACCAGGCAGAAAUAUACUUGAAGCAUAAAUGAUUUAUUUAAGUUGAGCAAGACUACAGCACCAUAUGCUAAUAGGGACAGAAAUAGUCUGUAAACAUCAUAAACAUGUUUGCCUUCAUUAAUAUAACUAGCAUUUAAAAAUAACAGACAUAUAAUAAUAAAUAUAAUAAUAAAUGUGUAAAACCACAGCCAGUAGCUGAGAGUUGUACUUAUCUGAGGGAAAGCAGCAAAGAAAGAGGAAAUGGUCAUCAUUGCUCUGCCUACUACAUGGGAAAGAUGUCACUGAUUGGAUGUCAUGUUGCUUGGCGGACAUUGCCUAUAGGAUGUUUAAACCUGUUUUGAAUGUUUUCUUUCAAUAAUAUUUCUUUGCUGCUGAGGGAAAUAAAGAAAGAGUGCAGCAUAAUAGGAGCCUCCGGGUCUUUAAUAAAAUUCCCACCACUCUGCCGUGAAACUAAGUGUUUCCACCUUGAGUCUAAAUAAAUUUAUGGAUGUCGAUAGAAGCUUUUUUUUUUUUAAAAACAAACACAUCUGAACUCAAUAAUCUAUCGAGAUGAUGUAUCCGGUGUCCUAAUGCAUAGUAAAGAUUCGACAACUUGGUAUAUUGCUAAAUGUUGGUUGAAAUUGAACUGUAAAUAUUCUCGGAUUCCAUUACCAGGCCCUAUUACUCCUACUGUUUGGCUGUGGGAACAUAUUCAGUCUCCCUUGCUUGAGAGGCUGUGGAAAUUGGGAUGUAGACACUUAAAGGAUUUAUAUAUUAAUACUCAAUUUUUUUCAUUUGAGUAUCUACAAUCUAACUUUAAGGUCCCUUCUAGUUUAUGGAUGGAAUAUAAUCAGUUGAAGUCUAAGAUUUCAUCCUCAAGUUAUCAUUUAAAGCAGUUUAGACAAUUGACAGCUUGUGAAAAAAUAAUAAGCUCAACAAAUAAGAAGCAUUUGCUGUCAAAAUGUUUUAAUAUUUUAAGAGAUAGGAAGUUGGAUACUAAAUCUCUAAGUAUAAGAAUUUGGGAAGAAGAAUUGAGUCAAUCCUGGCCCAUAGAAGUAUGGGUGGGAGCUUUCACCUCAACCGAUAAAUUAAUUAAACAUGUUUCAUAUAGGGAAACAUACUUUAAAAUUUUAAAUAGAUGGUAUGUAACUCCGCUAAAACUUUGGAAAAUGAAGAAAGAUGAUACAUAUAAAUUAUGCUGGCGGGGCUCUAAUCAAGUAGGCUCAGCAAUGCAUAUGUGGUGGUCCUGCCCCUACAUUCAAAUUUACUGGCAGGAGGUAAAUAUUGGGAUAUAUCGAAUUGCAGGUGAAAAUAUUAACUUAAUCCCAGAACUGGCAUUAUUCCAUCUUUUACCUUGUCAUUGUAUGAAAUAAUUAAAAUCCCUUCUCCUUCAGAGUCUAUCGAUUUCGAAAUGGUUAAUUGCUGUAAAUUGGAAGGGAGGAGAGCUCCCAAAGUGGUCAGAAGUAGAGAGGGUGAUGCAGAGAAAUAGAAGAUUAGAAAGACAAGAUGGGCACUUAGGGGCUUCUACAGAUCCGAGAAGUGAUGGGCACUCUGGGAUGAUUAUUGUUUGACCCUUGGAUAAAACUUAUUAUAGUUACUCCUCUUCGUCAGCCCAACGUCCCUUUAGAUCCUUGGAACAAUGAAUGCGGUAUGUGUGUGGUAGUUUAAGUUUAGGCACCCAAAGAUACCUCUUGGGAUUUGUCUCAUUCAUAGGCUUAAAGUUAUUUUUAUUUUAUUUAUUCAUUUAUUUAUUUAUAUAUUUUUUAUGAUCUUCUUUAUACUUGUAUAGCGUCUCCUCUUUUAGUAUAGAAGUUGGUCAUAUCUUCAGCUUAUCCUCCUUUUUAGGGUAUGGGUGUUAAAAAUUGAUUUAGAUGGAGGCUUGGGGAAUGUGUUUGUUAUAGGGGAAAUUGCCUAAGAGCCGGGAGGAGGACAAUAUGUUGAGGCAAUUGACAGUUAUAGGGUAAUACCUCUACUGUGUUAUAAUAGUAUAAUAAUAUAUUGUUAACUGACAGGUCGAUUGUUUUGUAUGUUUUAUGUAACAUUGUGUCAAAGUGAAAUUAUUAUUGUGAAGAAAUUUGUAUUUAUUUGAGUUUUAUGUAUUUUGUGAAAAAAAACAAUAAAAAAUAUUUAAUUACUAAAUAAAUUUAUGGAUAAACAAAUGAGUCUGUUCACAGUAAGUUCUAAUAAGAGAACAACAUUUGCAAAACAAUAAGCAAUUGGAAAAAUUUUAAAUUCAGCAAAACUGAAUUUUUUUUAUUUAUUUUUUACCUUACGUGCUUUAACUUUGCUUAGUAAAUAGAUGCUGUAGCCAGUGGUGUAUCCUGGUUUUGUGCUGCCCUAGGCAGGACAAAACUCAGGCGCCCCCCUCCCCCCGGGCCACCCCCACCCAACCCUUCCCUCGCCCCACCUUCUAAAUACACACACACACACAGUCAGAUACAAACACACACACAGUCAGACACAAACACACACACACGCAGACACAUACACACACACAGUCAGACACAAACACACACACACAGUCAGACACAAACACACAUACACACAGUCAGACACAAACACAUAGUCAGACACACACACACACACACACAGUCAGACACAAACACAAACACACACACAGUCAGACACACACACACACACACAGUCAGACACAAACACACAGUCAGACACACACACACAGUCAGACACACACACACGCACACACAGUCAGACACACAGUCAGACACACAGAGUCAGACACACACACACAGACACACACACACACAGUCAGACACAAACACACACACAAUCACUCACCCCCCCAACCUCUUGGGAGUGCUGGGGGGGGGAGGGGUCUCUCUCUCCCUGGAGGUCUAGUGGUUGCCGGUCGGGCUGGGCGGGGGGCGCUGGCUGCUGGGCGGCGUCAUCUUCCGGCUCCCAGCCCCUCUCUGCGGCGCACGAGGGAGCUGAGCAGACCGCUCAGAGGAAGAGCUCCCUCGCCAGCCGCCCGCCCAGCAGCCAGCGCCCCCCGCCCAGCCCGACCGGCAUGUCUGUUAGCCGCAAGGCUAACAAGGCAUUUGCCCUGGGCAUUUGGGGGGCGGCUUUUUUGCCGCCCCCUGAAAAAUGACGCCCAAGGCAAAUGCCUUGUUUGCCUCACGGCUAAUACGUUCCUGGCUGUAGCCCCCUGGGUUGCCUACAAGAUGCAAAAAGUAUAGUUUUAUCAAAAUUAACAAUGUAGUGCUAUCUUAUGCCAUGUUCUCUGCACCCCAUGCUCCUCCUUCCCCCCACAAUGUAAAUGGUUAAAAAAUGCUUUAUUCACGUACUUGGUUCCAGCACGAUGUACCUCUCCCCUGAGUUGUGCUCCACCUCCCCCAACAUCAGUCAAUGGGGGGACCUAAUGCACAUGUGUGGCAAGCAUCAGUCCUUCCCCAUUUGAAAGCAUUGCCUUAAUGCUUUCCUAUGGGGUUUCCUUGACGCUGGAUGUCCUGAUCCUCAGAGUGUGAGGACAUCCAGCGUUGUUUCACUGCGACUACAGGGCAUUCUUAGUACUGCAAUGUAAGCAAUGUAGGACCACUUUAACGAGAUUAAAUGGUAUGGUUGCCUAUGGUGACAAUUAAAACCUCUGAAGUGUUAAACCUAUAUAGUGUUAAAGUUAUCUAAUGUUAAAGCUAUGUAGUGUUAAACCUACAUAGUGUUAAAGUUAUCUAAUGUUAAAGCUAUGUAGUGUUAAACCUACAUAGUGUUAAAGUUAUCUAAUGUUAAAGCUAUGUAGUGUUAAACCUAUAUAGUUUUAAAGUUAUCUAAUGUUAAAACUAUGUAGGGUAAACCUAUGACAUUUCAGUGCAGUGUUGGAUGGAUGGAUCUUGCUCACUGCCACUCCGAUUAUUCGGGCCUUAAAGGGACACUAUAGUCACCUGAACAACUUCAGCUUAAUGGGGUUGUUCAGGUGAGUACAAUAGCUCCCUGCAGCCUUUUUCAUGUAAACACUGUAUUUUCUGAGACAAUACAGUGUUCACCAUGGAAGCUAGGAACACCUCCAGUGGCUGUCACUCAGACGGGCACCAGAGGGACUUCCGAGUAAACUGCUGCCUAGUUAGCAUUCAGCACGUUUAACAUCUUCACUCUUCACUGAAGACAUCAAACGUGCUAUCAGGAUUCAGGAGGCACUGUGAAUGUGCCUCCUGUGUCCUGUAGUAACCCGGAGCCUGUCAGCAAUCAGAGCCGACCAUGUGGGAGAUAAGUAUCUCCUGCACAUAGCGUGGGCUCGGGCUGACAGGCUAAAGGCAGAAGGAAAGAGACCAAGCAGGAGGAUCUACUGACUUCAAACCGUAAGUAAACUUAUUUUAAAAAUUGAGAGUGACUGUGAGUUUGAGAGAGUGUGAGUGUGAGAGAGUGUGAGUGUGAGAGAGUGUGAGUCUGAGAGUGUGAGUCUGAGAGAGUGAGAGUGAGUGUGAGAGAAACUGAGUGUGAGAGAGAGUGAGUGUGAGUGAGAGUGUGUUAGUGUGAGAGAGUGUGAGUGUGAGGGAGCGUGUGAGAGAGUGUGUGUGAGGGAGAGUGAGAGAGUGUGUGUGUGUGUGAGGGAGAGAGUGAGGGAGUGUGCGAGUGUGAGAGAGUGAGUGUGUGAGUGAGCGAGAGAGUGAGUGUGAGUGAAUGUGUGAGAGUGACUGUGUGAGAGUGAGUGUGUGAGAGUAAGUGUGUGAGAGUGAGUGAGUGAGAGAGUGAGUGUAGAUAGAAACAGAUGGAUAGAAAUAGAUAGAUUUAUAGAUAGAUAGAUAGAAAUAGAUAGACAGAUAGAGAGAGUGUGUGUGUGUUUGUGCAUGUUUAACAAUAUUUAUUUACAAUGUGUGUGUUUGUAUACAAAUACUAUAUAUAGAUAUAUUUCUAUAUACAGUGUUUGCAUACAAACUUUUGGCUUAGGAGGGUUGCAGUAGGAUGGGGGCGGGCAUAGACAGCAAGCUGAGCUGUCAGUCAGCUCAGCUCGCGAAUGCGCAUACCGGUAGAGCGCUCAGUGUUCAUUCAUAGGGCAGCAUUCAAUGCCACUCUAUGAAGAACCCGAUUGGUGCACCGCAUGCGCACCAGAUCGCUAUGAGGAUUCUCUAAGAGAAGCUUCUGAUUGAGCACUGCUAUUUUGCCUUUUUGACGAAAAAGAGGGUGCGGCCUGCCGAGGAUCUUAGCGUUGGAACGGAGGUAAGUUUAUAUGAUAAAAAGCACUCAGAUUUUUAUUUUUUUAAUUACAAACUAAUAUAAAAGCAAGAAAGAAGGCUGGGAGACCUGUCCUUCUUGCUUUUAUAUGCUGACUAAAGUGGUCCUUUACGUCAAUGCUUAUAGUUUGCACUCUGUUUCUUUCUGUGAUUAGCUUUGCUGCCCUUAUUAUUUUUAUUUUUGUUCUAUGUUUAUCUACAUCUAGUAAGCAAACAAACAAGAAACAUGUUAGCCAAUCUGUGGUCCUUACAUACCAUCAGCUCCUAAUCUAAGUCUGAUUGAUCUUUAUCAGAUCUCAUAUUAUGAUAAAUAAAUAGCCAUAUCUAAUGCUUAGCAUCCAAUUUUAUCAUUUGCAUUAGUAUUGUGUUGUCUUUGAGAAACCUUAUUCAACUGUUUCUAUGCAACCUAGUAUGCUUAUACUAUUCUAAUGUUUACGUGCUCUUACUGUAUUUUAUUAUCUCUUUAGCCUCGAUAAAAAACUUAAAUUAAAAAAAAAAAGUGAGAAUUAAAUUUUAAGGUCUAAGUAUGCGGACUGGAAAACUAAGCUAUGCUUUCACUUUUGAAAUUGACUUUGAAUCCUCAUUUCAGUGAAUAUAAUGGUUUACGGUAAGCGCUUGCUACUUGAUCCAAUGAAUUCAGAGAUGAGGCGGUGACAAUUUGUGUGACCUCACUGUUUGUUCUAAUGCAAUCCACUAGAGAUGUCCCCAUGUUUUAUGAUAAAAAAUUGAGAACUGUUCAUUGUCUGUAUGUUUCCUUUGUGAAUUUCAUUAAGCAAUAUUAUGUAGAUAAGUAAUUUACACAAAAAUAACAUUAUUAAUGUAAUAAUUGUGAUUAUUUUUCUGCAGAAAGAGAUGGCAGAAGAAGGGGUAAGUUUUUUACAAUGUAUUUAUAUAUACUAUUGUAUACUAUAUUAUAUACUAUUCAUCCUCGUCAACAAAAGACAGCCAUUUUGAAAACUAAGAUGUCAGAAAGUGUAUUUUGGUUUAACACCUUAAGGACACAUGACAUGUGUGACAUGUCAUGAUUCCAUUUUAUUCCAUAAGGUUGGUCCUUAAGGGGUUAAUAUAAUGAUUUUGUAUUUUAUAUAUAUAUUUGCUAUGUGUUAUUUUAGGUUGCAGACCUCCAUUAAUUAGAGGGAGGGAAUGUUUUCCAUUUAAAAAGCAUAUAUACAGCAUUUAUCAAAUCACGUUGUAAUUUAUACUAAUAGUCCGAUAGCAAGUCAAGGCCACAGCGUAGAAAUAACGCUGAUAAUAUUGUUACACAGGGUUAGUCUACAGAGUGAACAUUUCCAGGAAUUCAAUGUGCAUUUGAAGUGAAUCGCAAAAAUAAAUCAGCAAACUGUAAAUAGAACGGACUUGGACAAUUUUUCUAAUUCAUCUAUUUUGUCCUAAUUUUGAAAUUCACUUUAAAUUCACUUUAACCUCUUAAGGACACAUGACAUGUGUGACAUGUCAUGAUUCCCUUUUAUUCCAGAAGUUUGGUCCUUAAGGUAAAGUCGUGUCAAUUCUCUUUUUACUGAGAAUAGAAUUGAUAGUAUUUAACCAUAAAACGAACACUUAAAUAGCAUGAACAAUGUAACCAAAGAAUUACCAAAGAAGCUAAAAACAACCUUUCCUUAGCUGUGGGUGCUUUUAGAAUAUAACUAAUUAGAGAAGCACAUCCCACCAUUCCAUUACCAUGUCGUAACACAGUAUACUAAAAACGACCAAUGGAACCGCUUAUAAUUCCAAGUUAGCACCAAGUGAAGCAGAACCAGAAAAUCCGAAAUAGGAUUACAGUGCAAAGGAAAAUCUUUAGGCACUCGCAGUGUUCAAAGACCUUCUACAAGGUUGCUCUGUCACUACUUUCGAUACAAUAAAACUGCUUGCUGUUUGAACAGAGUGCCAAGAUUUUUCUUUGCACUAAUACUGACAGUUCUAUGGAACUCCAAAUAGCCUUCUAUGUCAAACUGGAUAUUGUGUAUGUAAACACAACAAUACAGUACUGUUCUAUUAUACGCUAUCUUAUCUAUGUCUGUAUUCUGUUACCUGCCGGCCGCUGUAGUCAAGACACAAUUAAAUUCAGGGAGAGGGUUUGACAGACUAACGCCAACAAUGCAAUUCAAUUGGCCACGUCAUAUCUAUACAUUCAUCAGCUAAAUAAUUGCCUAAAGAUGUAGAAAAUGAAAAGGACGAGACAUUCUAUUGAUGUAUUUUGUUUAGCAUGUUCAUGAUGCAUUGUAUGAAUUAUUAUUUUUUAGUGUUCGCAGUCAACUGCAUGUGAGUGUGAAAAAGGUGAACGAGGACUUCCCGGACCUGCUGUAAGUAUGUAGAUUAUACUUUGUGCAAAAUAUUUUGACUCCAUCACAUCACAGAAUAAUUAUGUAACCAUGAAGCAAACUAAUCAAUGCCAUUCAAAUUUGCAGCCUUACUUGGCAACCAGUGAGUGCUCUUUCUUCAUCCUUAAGCUGAUGAGCAAUGAGACCCCUCUUUUGAUUUUUUUUGUUUUAUUUAUAUCUUUGUGCACAGAUUGCUUUUACCAUUGCUUUGUGAUUAUACAAAAGAACAGCCUUCCUCAAAUAAAUCUCACCUCAUAUUUCUGCUCUAUAAUAGUUAUUAUUUUAUUAUUAUUAUUAUUAAUAAUAAUAUUUAUAAAGCGACAUCAAAUUCUGUAGCGCUGUACAAUGGGUGGACUAACAGACAAGUAUUUGUAACCAGAUAAGUUGGACACAAAGGAACAGAAGGAAUUGAGGGUCCAACUCAAAUGAGUCUAUACUCUAGAGCAGGGGUAGGCAACCUUCGGCACUCCAGAUGUUGCGGACUACAUCCCCCAUAAUGCUCUGGAGUGCCGAAGGUUGCCUAUGCCUGCUCUAGAGGGAGUGGGGUAAAGUGACACUAAAGUAAAGGGUACGAUAGAAAAAUAGGUUGCUAGAAUAGUUUUCAAUCAGUGCUUACUUUUGUUUUUUUUAUGAUAGUUGCAGGAGAGGAGGGAGGGUGCGGGGAGGAAAAGCUGUUAACAGUUUAAUGAAUGUGCCUUCCUGAAGAAGGGUAAUUUUCAAUACUCUUUUGAAGGAAUGGAGACUGGGUGCAUUGGUUUAAGCGGCUCUAUCACAAAAAAAUAUUUACGAGCAUUUCAUGAAGAUAAAAUCUCUAUGAAGUGCUCAUAAAGAUUGUGUUGGUAUUUCACUGGAAUUCCAACAGUAAAAAUAUAUCAUAAGACAAAUCAAUGACUACUCUGUCUUAUAAUUUAUAACUUGACAAAACUUGAGAAAAAGCAUUGUUGCAGCCAUCAAAUUUUGUCAGAUCCCACAGCUGUAGUUAGUUGAAAGUGGCAUGCCUGUGGGGAACAGCUUUAGGUAAAUAUAACUAACCUCUGGUGAACCCCUGUGCCACUGCACCCCAAAUGCAAAAUGUAGGUCACAAACAUCUGGGGUGCCAAGGUAAUCCAUCACUGUCAUGGGGUAUUAAUAUGAAAGAUCAUUGUAGCAUUUGCAAGAAUUUUUAUGUAGUACAUGUUUUGGACUUUACUUCUUGAAAUUAGACAUAGACAUAAAAAAGAUGUCACAACUCAAAACAUUAAUAAACAAAGAGGGACAGUUAUGAUUCCCAGAAAAGAGUAUACAAAGUAGCUGCCAAUCAUGGCACGGUAUAUAUCAGUAAAUAAACGCAAAUUUAAAGACCACAUUUAAAAGCCACAAACUGUAAACGAAUACAUUUGAGUAUCAGAAGCAUGGCAAAUACAUUGAUUUGCAAUGCAUUGGGCAUUACCCCAGCACUCAGUGGAUAACAAAAAAAUACAAAAAAUAUCAAAGUUAUUUUACAAUAAAUGUAUAUUUUGCUUUUUUUUUAGGGUAAAAAAGGUAGAAAUGGAGAUGAUGGUGCCCCUGGCCAAAAAGGAACAAAGGUAAAAAAAGAACAUAAUACUAAUUGUAAUAAUUGGCGAUAUAUUUGAGGUCAUGUAUAUUCAUUAUUGAAUUUUAAAAAGUUAUAUUUUAAUAAAAAUAAUUGAAUUAUGAUUCCCCUGCAAUUUUCUAUAAAAUAUUUAAAAGCAAAAAUGCCAUCACUAGUCCUUUAAUAAUGUAUCGAUAAUGUAUAUAGGUAAAAGCAGAUUUUUCUUAAAUAAAAUAUUUGAUGAAUCAAACUAUUUAUAUAUUUUUUCAAUGUUUUGGUUACAUAUAUACAACUCUUUUGGUAUGUACUUUACAAGCCUCCAUAGCAAGCCAGUAAGCAACAUCAUGCUGAUUAGUUGCAUUAACAAUGAAACAGCUGUCCACUGGCUUUGCUCCUCUUCCUGAGUUGUGUUCAAAGAUGUUUUAUACAGCAGACACAUACUCCAAGGAAUCCAUGUACAAAGUGGAAUUAUGAGGCAUAAAUGUGGUUCUUUGUUGGGCUCAUUUGCAUGUGCCUACCCAGAAUCACCUGCAGUAGUGAGAGCACUGUUAAAGGACCACUCUAGGCACCCAGACCAUUUCAGCUUAAUGAAGUGGUCUGGGUACCAGGUCCAGCUAGGGUUAACCCUUUUUUUUAUAAACAUAGCAGUUUCAGAGAAACUGCUAUGUUUAUGAAAGGGUUAAUCCAGCCCUCAAAUCCUCUAGUGGCUGUCUCAUUGAAAAUCACAGUGAGAACACACAAGCGUCCAUAGGAAAGCAUUGUAAAUGCUUUCCUAUGAGACCGGCUGAAUGCGCGCGCAGCUCUUGCCGCACGUGCGCAUUCAGCCGAAUGGGAGGAGAGGAGGAGGAUCGGAGGAGGAGAGCUCCCCGCCCGGCGCUGGAAAAAAGGUACGUUUUAACCCUUUCCUCUCCCCAGAGCCGGGUGGGAGGGGGACCCUGAGGGUGGGGGCACCCUCAGGGCACUAUAGUGCCAGGAAAACAAGUAUGUUUUCCUGGCACUAUAGUGGUCCUUUAAAGUGAGAUUUUUGUGGGAAAAGCAAGUCUUAUGGCUUGACUGGUGUGUGUAUUUGUGUUUAGCAAUGUAUUAACUAUAUAUAUAUAUAUUUAUUUAUUUUUUUACUUUUUUUUUUAAAUGACACAUUGAUCCUUGGUGACCCACUAAAUAAAGAAAUUGAAUAAACAUAAUAAAUCAGUUGUGUAGUAAUGUAAAACUAGACCGAAGAAGGAUCACAUUGCACUGUGAUGAAUCUCGGUGUCCUAGAAUUAAGGAUUACUUGAGUUCCCAUAGCAUCUUAGGAGCCAAUAAACCUUUAUUCUUGAUGAGGUCAUGAUCUGAUGUCUUUUUUUAUUUUUUUCUGUCAUUUUAGGGUGAAUCGGGACUAAAUGGAAUUCCUGGAAGAGAUGGAACGGAGGUAACUAGUAAAUGCAAAUCGACAUUGUACCCAUAAGGAAUUAUUCUUCUAUACAAUAAUAAAUAGAUUUAUUAUUUCACAAGAUGCAUAAAGCAUCUCAGAAAGUAAACAAAAAUAUUGUAGAUAAAAUUAUACAUGACAUGCAUAUUGUCAUUAAGUUGUACAGAGAGUUAAAAGGGAUAAUAUGCAGACAUCGGUUAAUAAACAUUUAUAAACAGUUCCAGACUGUAAAAAGGUGCACAUAGCUAACUACGGGGCAAUAUCUUGUGACAAGACAGGUAUUAUUUUGUAUCUUAAUUUUCUUCUUAUUACAGCAGAUCACUGUAGAGAUGGUUAUAUGUUACUUAUUUUUAUAGAUUACUAUCCUAAUAAAAUAUUUUUUUUUUAUCACAGAAAAAGUGGAUUUUCUUAAAUUGCAACCAGAAAUAUAUUUUUAAAUGUAAUGGUGAUUUGGCGCAAAAAAAAAACCCCAGAUAUUAUUUCCUCUUUUUGGGAAAACACUAGAAUUCAUUUUAAUAUGGUCUGUUUUUACAGCAAAACAGAGCAUAAGUUAAAUAUUAAGAUAGUCUUUUUAACCUAAAUUCCCACAUUACUACGGGGUAAUCAACUAAACAUGCAUUUUGUGUGCGUUUCCAUACAAAGAUCAACAAUUGUCCACAAUGAUCAUGUAAUAACAAUUAUCUGUUAAUUUUAUGUCAUUUUAAAAAUAUUUUCUUUUCCUAGGGUAAACCUGGAUACAAAGGGGAACAGGUAAAAUAAUUCUUCUGAACACAUAUACCCAGUUUAUUUACCUGGUAAAUGUUCAGUGACUGCCUGUACACUACUGGAAUUGAGACUGGUAUCAUAUACAUUGUAUUACAUUUGUGUCUCUUUUAGGGAGAAAGAGGUGAAUGUGGAAUCCCUGGAAUCAAAGGAGACAGAGUAUGUAACAACAAAAAUUAUAAUAAAAUCUACUGAAAGAUGAAUUGUUGCCAAACUUAAAUAUGACUUUUUUUGUUGUUUAAUGUCUGUUUUGUAUCAUUUGAAGAAGUAGGUACAAUGUAAUCUAUUAUUCUAUAAUAAUUAUCUAGAACCUACAAAAAUCAUUAAUAAAAUAAAUUACAGAGACUUUCAUAUUCUUUAAUAUGACAUUUUAGAAACACAGUUUCUAGUUAGCCAAAAUCCAAUGAUAAACAGUUAUAUGAUUUAUAUGCCAUGUAAUUACUUUAUUACCUCUCAUUAACUGGAAUUCAUUGUACCUAGCCUAAAUGUAUGUUAUUAUUAUUCUUGGCCUUUAUAUGAAGCCAAUGUUAGAAAAGGGGAAUUGGACCUACCGGUGGUAUAGUUUAACAAUACAAUUCACUGAGCUUUCCUCUCCCCACUCUUGAAGUGUGUAUUGUGCGCUAAGAGAUUAUAUAGCAUAUGCUCUAACCUGCUUUCUUACACUAUGUUUCAGGGUCCAGAAGGUCCAACAGGUCCGAGAGGAUUGAGAGGUGUGCAGGUAAGAGAAACUGUUAAACCUCUUUAGAAAGUAAAUAUUAAAAGACCCACUCUAAGCACCAUAACAAUUUUGCAUCAAUGUAAGAUUAUGGUGUGCUGAGUAUUGUGCUGCCUGUUUCCCCUUACAGAGUGGUAUCUAACAUUAGAGAUUUGUAAAAAAAAAAAAAAAAAAAAUAUUACUAAAGGUAUAAGCCUGUCCCCUAGGACAGUUACAUCAAAUCAGGAAAGAUAUUUCCUGUUGCCAUCCAAUUUCCAUACAAUUUGUGCAAGCCACACAUAGAGUUUUGAUGACAUUCCCAGCCUUAUCUCACUGUUCUAUAGACAACCCAAUCUAUGGCCAUCUUCAUGCACAGCCAGUGGCUCCAGUAUGACUACUAUCAGUUUAAUGAGUUGUUCUUCCCCUCAUAUAUGAUGAUUAAACAUAUGGCAGGGGCUAAACGACAUAUCCCUCAAACCACUGCUGGUGAAGAGAUUGUGGGAUAAGAAACAUCCUUAAUUUGAAACUCUAAAAGGGACACUACAGUCACCAGAACAAAUACAGCUUAAUGUAGUUGUUUUGGUGAGUAUAGUGAGUCCCUGCAGGUAUUUUAGUGUAAGCACUGCCUUUUCAGAGAAAAUGUACUGCCUAGUAACAACUCUGGUGGCAGUCACGCAGACGGCCAUUAGAGGUGCUUCCAGGGUCAGUGCUGCACAAUGUGAAACACUGACAUCCAGCGUCUCCAUGGAGUGCUAUGCAUGGAGGCGCUGAACUCCCCCAUAGAGAUGCAUUGAUUUAAUUAAUCUCUAUGAGAAGAUGCUAAUUGGCGCAGCGAUGCUUUUAGCCUUGUACCUAUCCCACGCAUACUUAAACUCCUUUACUGUGUUAACCUCUAUUACUUCAGCUGGAAGGCUAUUCCAUGCAUCCACUACCCUCUCAGUAAAGUAAUACUUUCUGAUAUUAUUUUUAAACCUUUGCCCCUCUAAUUUAAGAAUAUGUCCUCUUGUUGUGGUAGUUUUUCUUCUUUUAGAUAUACUCUCCUCCUUUACUGUGUUGAUUCCCUUCAUAUCUAUAUAUAUUUAUUUAUAUAUAUAGAUAUAUAUAAAAUAUUUCUAUCAUAUCCCUUCUGUCAUGUCUUUACACCAAGCUAUAUAAGUUGGGUGAAGAUUAUUUAUAUUUAAUAAAUGUUUAUUCAAAUUUUUCAUUAUUUAACUAUACUUUAUAAGUGUAGAGUUUUACAAAGUAUAAAGUACAAAAUAAAAGACAAAUUAAACUAUAGUGAAACAAACUUCUUUAUAAGACACAGUAAUUUCCUUGUGUAAAUGCGUAUAAAUAAACCACCCCACUAGUGUAUCAUCAUACACAAAAUUCUCUGGAUGGAGUAUAUGUGGAUAAGCUACUACGCAUUAGUGAAACAUAAUAAACAUAGUUGGGUGUAGAUGAUUUAGAUGCAGUUUUGUCUGAUUUAUAAUCAACCUAUGAAUUCGGAAGAUUCCAAUGAUGGUUCAUCCUAACAUUUUGCCGGAAAGCCUGAUAUUCCAACAGCAUGUUGAGCAUUGAAAUCAUUUGUUUGAUUUAUUAUUUACUGUUUAUCUCUAAUAAAUAUUUAUAUACUUUUUUUCUACAGGGAAUUCAAGGUCCACCGGGAGACCAUGGUCCCGAAGGACUUCAAGGAGCGAAGGUAAAGAAGGGUUAGGGCAGGGGUUUUUGUCUUUUAUUUAAUUUUUUGUUUUGUUUUUUUCUUGCAAAGGGUCUUGCUAUUUAUGUAUCUGAAAAUUUUUAUUGGGAUAUUAGAAUAUACCUCAGUCGUAAAUAUAAAAUAUAAGGGAGUAACAUAAUAUAGUACAUAUAGAUUCAACGUAGAAAAAAAUGAUACAACAACAUAACAACUAAAGGAAAAUUCAAACUCACCCGUCUUGCCGGCUCCUCACCCGACUCACCCACAAGCGGAUACGUCCCCAGUGACCACAGCGGUAAUGAAAGAGCUGCUAGCGGGGCUUUAGCUUACUAUACAGGCUGACAUGGCCCAGGUCUGCAAAGACCUGCAGGGCCGGACAGGCCACCUGAGCAUGGUGAAAGAAGAUUCCCGCCCAAACAAGCACAACACAACGCAGCUGCAACAAGCAGUGCACAAGCUAUAACAGCAGAAUUGCAAAACAGCAGAGCGGUUUGCAGAGCUGGAAGACCAACGGCGAAGCCUGAACCUCAAGAUCAGGGGCAUCAGAGAGGAGAUACCGGAGUCAGAGACACCUCAAUUCACCAGACGACUGAUGUCGGCCCUCUUGCUCCCUAGACAGGCCAAACAAGCUGUCCUAGGAGGGAUGUUACACCCCCCCGAACCCGCAAAAGCUCCGACCAUGGCACCUAGGUACCUCCUGGUGAGCUUCCAGAGCCACGGAGACAGAGCAGCAGUGCUUCAAGCGACAAGAAGCCAAGUCCCAUAUGUGUUUGAAAGCAUGCAGCUUUCAUUCUGUGCAGAUGUAUCAGGGCCAACUCUGGCCUGGCACCACACAAUGAAACCCUUCACAGCUCUCCUAUGUUUGCACAAAAUUACCUACCAGUGGAGGCAUCUUCAAGCACUUUUAAUCCACCACGGUGAUACACCAUUCAAGACAUGCAAGGUGCCACAGACCUCCUGCCAACCCUGGGACUGCAACAGGAUGCCAUGUCCCCUGCGGUACCAAGCAAGCCUGCGGCACUGCCUACGGCCCAGGAACCCCCAUUCAUCCCCCGACGGGCUAGAGAAGUGGCCCCCAUAUCGGUCACUACCUGAUUGAGACCAGGGACGAGAACUCACCUCACCUCUUCCCAGAGACACUAUUGCAGACGAUAUAUAACCCACCAAAUAUUAGCCCAAGUGAGCCACAAACCAUCUAUAUUCACAUAAAUGUAGUCCCCCUCCCUCUCUCCCUGCUCCCCCCCAGGGUUAUGGGGUAACCCUACAAUACAGGAGCACAACAUAAGAAUGCCCAUACCGCAGAUAACGCGCUCUCCACCUGCCCACGACCCGAAAACCAACUCACAACAUCAUUAUAUUUUUAAAGGUAACUCUUGCCUUAAUGCCUAUAACACCUUCAACCCCACUUGAGAUAUUAUUAUUAUUAUUAUGAUAUUUAUAGAGCGCCGUCAAAUUCUGCAGCGCUUUACAAUAGGUGGACGAACAGACAUGUAGUUGUAACCAGACAAGUUGGGCGCACAGGAACAGAGGGGUUGAGGGCCCUGCUCAAUGAGCUUACAUGUUAGAGGGAGUGGGGUAAAAUGACACAAAAGGUAAGUAUGCCAAGGAGAUAUGGCCACACUCCUUGGCAUACUGGUCUUACGUCUAAACGCUAGCACCCCCUACCCAAAACUAAAUUCCCUCAGCUCAUGGCUCAAUGCCCAAAUAUGUUAGAGACCCUGUCUGUUAUGCCUUGUCAAAUAUGUCUGAUGUCAUACAUCUAUCUAUCUCAUGUAAUCUAUCUAAUGUAAUUUAUUGCUGAAGCUAUGACCUGAGUCAAAAAUAAAGAAUUAAAAAUGUUAUUUGUUUUUUUCAAAUUCCAAAUAAAGUCAAGUCUGCACAGUGUAUAUGUCACAAUUUAAUACAGAAUUCUGCAUGAAAUGUAUCAAGUCCCAUUGCUAGUAGAUCAAAAGACUUUGGGGUGUAUUAGAAACUAGCAUCUUACUAUCCUGUAUUAAGCGGUGCCCCUGGGGAUAAGGGUCUGCAGUAAGCAGCUCCUGAAGCUUGUAACUUGAAAAAAAGAUCACAGCAUUGUGCGUAAUCUGAGAUUUCUAGAUCCCUGUAUAUGUAGAAGGCACUCUCCGCUGGACAUGUGAGUAGGUAACCUUUAUCCAAAAGGAGGUUGUAUGCUACAGUUCACAUAAGCAGUGGAUUCAUAGGAAUGAGACAGAACUUGUCUAAAAGUUGUUCGUAAGAUCCACAUCUGCUGUAUCUCGUCUUCCCUUUUCAAAUUCAGCAAAGUGAGAGCUUUGUUUGCUAGAGGAAGUUUGCUAAUAUUGUUAAUAUUACAAUAUAGGUAUAUAAUGAAGAAUUUAAAGAAAGGCGGCGGGAAGGGAGGCUAAAGAAGGAGGAGUCUGUUUCUCCUGCUCCUAGAUGAAUUAUAAUUGUCAUUGAUGGAAAAAUUAAGAAAUAUCCAUUGGUUAGUAGCUUAAAUCUCAUGGGUUUUGGUAUUUUGUACUGGACUUUUUUUGGUAAGAAUGAAUUUAAAUAAAUACCAGAAUGUGUCAUGAUGUAAAAUGUCAACCAUAUAUUUUUACAACAGGGUGAAAGAGGCCUUCCUGGACCUUCUGGAUUUCCUGGUGAAACAGGGAUAGGAUUACCAGGCCCCAAGGUAAGAUUGACACAUUUACUAUACUUUCAAGGGAAUAUAAUCCUUUUAAACAAAUGAGGCAUAACCAACCAAACAUCAGUUCAGUAUGCCAGAAAUCAUUCCUAUUAAUAGUAAAUUUCUUGGAGUAAAACAUUAUCUUACCAUAAGACGUUAGAUAGAUUUGAGAGACAGCUAAGAGCCAAUCACUUAACAUCUGGUUAAACAACAAGCUUAGACUCUUUCACUGUCGAUGUGCUUAGCUGAAUAUAACAUACUUAGAAAUCCUCCCCUCACCAUGCACUCUCAAUAUCAUAUCUUAAGGCCUAAAAAAAAAGAAUGGUUGCCCAUUCUGAAUAACCUUAUCUGGCUUCCCAGCUCCAUUGGAUUCCCUUUAUUGCAUCUAAACUCUCUCUAGAAUACCCAUCCAUAUUCAGCUCCCACCACCAUCUCCUCUCUCUUGAAUGUCUUGAAUUCGUUCUCAGACAUAAUCUCUGAUAAUAAUGGUCUCCUCACAGAUAUAAAGUAACCUUAACUGACCAUCACUUCCAAUAAUUUCCUCUCCCUUAAGUCAGUAUACCAUACAUUUGAUUCUGUUUUCCUGCUUGUAGGCUGUCUGUUUGACUAAUUUGACGUACCUGUUAUCAGCAAUAAAAUCUCUUUACAGAGCACUCUUCUUCUAACUUCUGAUCCAUUCCUCGUAUUUCCUGUUUCUCAAAACUUAUUGAGCAUGUUUUCAUUCUUUUCCUAUGACAUCUCUUCAGCUUUAGAUACAAUUCAUCAUCCCUCCAUUCUCUCAACAAAAAUCUUAGAAUCACCCUUUCUGAACUCAUCCCUUUUUAGCGGAUUAGAAACAGCCUUGUUAACAACUCAUCACACCCCUUAGCCCUUUCCUGUAAAUGUUAUAUUUAUCUCUUGUAGACCUAUUUCUAUGUAGAAGACAUCCAUAUUGUCUUUAUCCACCCCAUUACACCCAGUCAUUCCUCAAACAUUGCAACCAAUCUCUACUGAUAUCCCCAUCUGGAUGUCCUCAGUCUAAUGUAUUUGCUAUAUGGAUAGUUUUACGGCUUAACGCCAACAUACUCUUCAAUUUGACACCUACCAGUUGCAAAAUCAAUCUUGAUUAAUCUUACAUGAUUUAAGGGUUUAUAUGGAUCUCAUCCGAUUCUAUAAUUUGAUAUAGUUUUGCUAAAUUAUAUAAUGACUCCAAUAAUAUGUUAUGUGCCCUUUUAUUGUAUUUUCAGAUAAUCUGUUAUUUUAUUACUAAUGUAUGCAAAAUGUUUCAGUCAAGAGUGAUAUUUGAGCAAUGCUAACAAAGUAAAUACAUAUACCAUUCACUGGCAAAAUAGAACUUUAAUAACACGUUGCUCAAAUAAAUCAUACGGGUCUCAACAUCAUUCAGCAUUAACCAACAUUAAAAGAACACUAUAACGUGAAAAAUAUAUUAAUUUUCAUGUUAGAUGUGUUUCUUUUUUAUAUAUAGUAUAGGCACCCCUUAUGUAAACAAAAAAAAAAGUGUUGUAGAAAACAAUUAAACUUUUCUGUAACCCCCUGCCCAGACACAUUCAUCAUGUUUGGACCAAUCUACUGCAAUCUAGAGAAGCUUUGAUGACCCAAAGGACAUAGGUGACAUUAACUGCUCUUGGUGCGAUGAUGUGUGUUAUGAUCCUGAAUGUUAAGUCCUUCAAAAGUAGGUCUUAAAGACCAUCUGUCUGACUAGAAGCAUGUUCUCGGACAAAUGUAGACAUUGCACAGAAACAGCAAUAUUUUAUAUGACCCGAGCAAAGAGACAGUAAGAAAUCUGAAUAUUUUAUCAAUAAAUUUCAUUGCUUUAAAAAAAACCAGUCUGUUAUAGUUUUUGAUAUGCUAUCUAAAAGUAUCUUUAACGUCUUUAAAACAUCUCUUUCAAGGGUGACUUUGGGUCACAAGGAAGACCGGGACCAGCUGGUCCACCAGGAAUAGGGGAACCUGGGCCUGCAGUGAGUAUUUCAGUUGUUGCACUGAUUGUGAUACAUUAUUAGUGAAUAUGUCAGAUUAUAUAUAGUAUCAAAGACUUGAAACACUGAAUAAACCAUUGUUUUUACACUGUUAUCCAAUUGCUAUGGAAUAAGGCAGCAGACUAAGCUGUUGUUAUUACAAGAUCUGUGAAUGCUGUUUAUAUUGAUUCUAUAUUGGGACCGCAAAUUAGUAACGAGGCAAGAAUAUUAUUUUGAACCGUAGAGUGCAAGCUUCUAGAAUGUGUUCCAUGUGUUAUGGUUUUAUUAUUGGCUUUGAACAUAUGUGCAAAUUGCAGUUGUAUCAGCACAGAUGUGCAUAUCUUCCUCAGAAGACAAAACAAAUUUGAAAGCAGGUGUAUUGUAUUUUCUUUUGAAGGAUAAAACACAUAAAUGCAAUUAAAUCAACUUAUUAAAAUGCUAACUAUAUUCACUGACAUGAACUUUAUUGAAAAAAUUUAUGCUGGAAUUUUGUAAAGAAAAAAAGGGAAUUGGGGACACACUCGAAGCAUGCAUUUCUCAGGAAAGGCGCUGCCGUAGAGACGAAAAUCUAUACAAAAUAUACAUUAAGGAACAGCAUACAGAUAAAAACACAGUUACUUAAAAUAAGGCUACUUAAAAUCGAGUAUUUCAGCAAACAAAUAUGGGGAUUUGGUUCCACCAUAUGCCCAUAUCGUGUUAAGCCCACCACUACUCCACAGUACCCCAAUAUCAGUGGGUCCUACACUAUUCCAACAUAGGAGACAAAUUAAAUAGUGCUAAAUUAACAAAAUGGAAUUUAUCAAAUGGACAGAGAAAGAGAUAGCCAGGGAGACAGCAAAAACUCAUGUAUUAUUAAUUUAUAUAUUGAAAUCCUCAAUGUACUCAUAUUACUCAAAAUGUUACUUGUACAAUGUAAUAUGAAAAUUAAAAGAUUUCAAAAAUAAAUCGGGCAUUAUGGAGAGGAGUAGAUAAGUUUCCAAAACUUGCUGUAUACAAGCCCUCUAGACAGCCAUUUACCCCUUCUAAGUCAGCAAUAAGAGAAGGAUUAAGAAUCUCGGGCCCUAGGCAGGUUACCAUGGGGUCAAGCAAAUUCAUGGUUCUGGGCUCUAGGCGACUGCCUAGGGUUGCCUUAUGGUUAACCCUGCUCUGUGAGCAAGUAGUCUUUGUCCUACAAAUAUUUGUAAACUACGUUACCCAUGAUGCUAAAGCAACCUUGUGGGUACAAUGUAGUUCACAAUCACAUGCAGUUCAAAAAGCCACCAUAGUAAUAUGUUCCAUAAAUACGGGAUUUUUUUUAAUUUAUUUUUUUAACUCAACAUAUGUCUGUAGUGUUUAUUUGGCUCUGGUUUAUGGCUCGUUUUCAGGUUAAAAGAAUGAUUUAAUUAAAAUAAAGCUAUGAAUAAAACUCUUUUUAACAUGAAAGAUAUAUAUCAUAAAUUGAAUUAAAUUCUUUUUUGAUGUAUGACACCAAUUUUAUACUAUGACAGCUAAAUGCAUUAUUAAAGCCAUUCACAUGAUUAUCAAGAGAAUUGCAAUCAAUAUUUUCUUUUCAGUAGAAACCUGUUUAAGUGGAAUGCACAAACUCAGUAAUCCAACUAAAUUUAAAUCAUGCUGCGGCAGGUUUCUGGUGAUUUAUCUUGUAUUUGACAGAUGUUCUCAGGAGGGAAGAAAAAAAUACCUUUUUUAACUUUUUUUUAGAAGCGGAUUUAGUGUCAUAUAAUCUGAUGUAAAAGUAAGACUAUUAGAGCAAGUCUAAUACACAAUAUUAAAAAUACAACGGCUGAUGAAAUGAAAAGAAUAGAAAACAAUGCCAUCAUUUUAACAGAUGAAAACACCUGAAGACCAAAGUUUUAGCAAGUUUUGUAUUAUCAUCAGCAAUACACGUCUCUCGCUGCGGGCAAUAUUGCCCUUAAGAGGCCUAUUAACAAAGCAGUAUUAUAUUUAAACACGUUAUAACGAGAUAGCAGGCUGAAUGGGUGAGGUACUAGAAUGUUUUCCUAGGUGUUACAAUGAAAUUGUUACAUAGUCAUAAUUCUAUUCUAAUAGGGACCCCAAGGAUCACAAGGUAUGCAAGGAGAAAGGGGACCCCCUGGAGAAGGACUGCAAGGACCAAAGGUGAGAAAAUACUUAUAAUAAUUCAUAAACAUUGGUUAAUUGGGUUUGUCUUUACUCAAUAAGGGAAAUAGGCAAAAAAAAUAACAAGUAUAAUAUAAAUAUAUGUAAGUGUGUUUGUUUGUGUGUGUGUGCGUGUGUGCUUGUGUGCAUGUGUAUAUUUAUAUGGUAUAGAGGAGCAGAAUGCUAGAACUGUAAGCAAAAACUGUAAUGCUGACUCUACUUGGCAUCUACAUCAAUGAAAGUCACACCCAGUAGAAAAAAAGGAUACACAAACAGUAUACAUAUGAAAAAAAUUACAUUUUGUAUUCAAUAUAAGUUUAUUGGGCAUUACAAAUAUCAUAGUAGAAAAGAAGAAUAAGUACAUUUUUAAUAGAACCCAGCUCUUUAGACAUCCACUUUUUGCUGCAGCAGGCUGAGGAACAGAAGCUUGUCUCCAGCUUAAAUGUAUAAACCAAAGGGUGCAGCAUUCACAAGAGGAACAGGCUGAAACAGAAAUACUCACUGAUAGGUUGGAACUUCUAUCAAUCAUGAAAAAUACCCACCGGUAGGCUGAAACUUCCAUUAAUCAUGAGAAAUACUCACUGAUAGGAUGGAACUUCUAUUAAUCAUGAGAAAUACUGAGUGAUAGGCUGGAACUUCUAUUAAUCAUGAGAAAUAUCAUCUGAGUGACUGACUUCUCCAUUAGUUGAAGCUGGAAACUCCAAUACUUUAGAUGGAAACCUCAAGUAUCCAAGCUCUGAUUGGCUGGAACCUCCAUUAAAUUAGAUGGAAACCUCAAUUAUCCAAGCUCUGAUAGGCUGGACCCUCCAUUUAUUAAGAUGGAAACCUCCAUAAAUCAAGCUCUGAUAGUCCAGAACCUCCAUUGAUUAAGAUGGAAACCUCCAUUAACCAAGUUCUGAUGGGCUGGAACCUCCAUUAUUUAGGAUGGAGACCUCCAUUAACCAAGCUCUGAUAGUCUGGAAGCUCCAUUGAUUAAGAUGGAAACCUCAAUUAUCAAAGUUCUGAUAGGUUGGAACCUCCAUUAAUUAAGAUGGAGACCUACAUUAACCAAGCUCUGAAAGGCUGGAGCCUGCAUUAAUCAUGUGAAAGAGGUGUAUUGGCUCCCCAAGAUCUCCUACCUUAAAACAAGGAGCAAAUGAGGUGGAAAAAGAACCAAUAAGCUUAUUUUAUAUAAUUCCAAACAACCUCAUUAAAAAAUAUUAUGAAAAAAGAGGUUCCUUCUAAAUAAAUUGCAACAUUUUACAUAUAUGUGUUACAAUUUCUGUUUUCCAGGGAGACCGAGGCUUUGAAGGGCCCAGGGGAUCUCGGGGUCAACCAGGAUCUAGUAUUAAAGGUGACAAGGUGAGUAUUUAAAGUUGGAUUCAGAUAUGUUUCAUUAAUGGUAAAUGUGUACCAUAUCACUUCACCAGUAUUGUAAAUUAAGAAACUGACAUUAUGUUUGGGUCUGGCUUUCAGAUGAUUAAAUCAAAUAAAGCAUUUUUCACUAAACCCCACUACAGAUUAGUGGGUCAUACUUCUUUUAACCAUCAGUAAACAAAGACCUUAAAACCAAAGACUAUGGUAGCUAGAAGACAGGCUGUUCACUUCAAAUCACAGACAGUCUUGCACCCCAUUAACAAACACAAUAGGUAGAGCGAAUAGUAUACUUUCCUCUCUUUUCAAUGAAUUCAGCAAUGCUGUGGAGACAGAGAGGUAUACAAAUAGUGCAAAUAACUCUAAAUCAUAAAUGAAAUAGUUACAUAUGCAAGAAUACACUCAAAAGAGUAGAGCCAAUAUUGGACCUGCCUCUGGUGUGGAUGACCUUAGGAUCUUUUUUAGGGUGAUCCAAAUCCCUCUGUGGAUGGUCUGGAUAUCUGGUCUGGAUGCUUGAGCUAGAUAGUAUGGAAAAUUCCUCCCAGUGGUAAACAGCAGAAAAUCCAGAUAGAUGUAAAAUGAAAAUUGUAUUGAAUUACAGAUAAAAAUAAAUGUAGAUAAAAUCUAUUUGAAUAAAUGAAAGAGUUCCAAGUAUUCUCCACCACAAUGGCAACACAUCAGAAGAACAAAGCUUAAUUAAAACACUGACAGUCCUUCACCAUCCUGAUGGAACAUCACUAGAACAUUGGCUAAUUUCCACUGCACAAAGUGAGCAGCACUAGAAUAACGGCUAUUCUCCACAGCACAGACUAAGCCUCACUGGAACACUGACUAUCCUCCACUACACUAUUUCAGCAUCACUAGAACACUGACUAUCCACCAUUACACUGCUUGGGCACCACAGGAACACUUCCUAUCCUCCAGCACACUGACAGGGCAUCACUGGAACACUGGCUGUCCUGGAUCCACAUUGACUGUCCAUUUAGAAGACUGUAUAUUUUUCACUACACUGGCACAAGAUUAUUAGAACACUGAGUAUACUCUACUACACUGACUAAGCAUCACUAGAACACUUGUUAAACCACACCAACAAUGAUACCACACUCUCUGAGUAUCAAUAGAAAGCUAACUCUUCCUCACUACUCUAACUGAGCAUCACUAAAACUAAUUAUCGGCCACCACACAGAAUGAGGAUAAUAAAGGCAUUGACAGUACUCCCUCAAACUGACUGAACAUCACUGGAACCAUAACUAUCAUCCACUACAUAGCAUGGAAACAUCACAAGAACACUUAUUAUUAUCCACCACACAGACCAAUGAUAAUUAAAACACUGGCUAUCCUCCACCACACUGACUGAGCAUCACUGGAACACUCGCUAUCCUCCACCACAUUGACUGAGAAUCAUUGGAACACUGGCUAUCCUCCACCACAAUGACUGGGUAUCACUGGAACACUGCUAUCCUCCGCCACACUGACUGAGCAUCAAUGGAACAUUGGCUAUCCUCCACCACAAUAACUGAGCAUCAAUGGAACAUUGGCUAUCCUCCACCACACUGACUGAGAAUCACUGGAACAUUGGCUAUCAUCCACCACAGUGACUGAGUAACACUAGAACACUCGCUAUCCUCCACCAUACUGACUGAGUAACACUGGAACACUUGCUAUCCUCCACCACACUGACUGAGUAUCAUUGGAACACUGCUAUCCUCCACCACACUGACUGAGUAUCAUUGGAACAUUGGCUAUCAUCCAAUACAUUGACCGAGCAUCACUGGAACAUUGGCUAUACUCCACCACACUGACAGUGCAUCAUUGGAACAUUGGCUAUCAUCCACAACAGUGACUGAGUAACACUGGAACACUCACUAUCCUCCACCAUACUGACUGAGUAACACUGGAACACUUGCUAUCCUCCAACACACUGACUGGGUAUCAUUUGAACACUGCUAUCCUCCACCACACUGACUGAGUAUCAUUGGAACAUUGGCUAUCCUCCAAUACAUUGACCGAGCAUCACUGAAAUAUUGGCUAUACUCCACCACACUGACUGAGCAUCAUUGGAACAUUGGCUAUUCUCCAAUACAUUGACUGAGCAUCACUGGAACGUUGGCUAUGCUCCACCACACUGACCGAGAAUCACUGGAACACUGGUUAACCUCCCCCACACUGACUGGGUAUCACUGGAACACUUGCCAUCCUCCACCAUACUGACUGAGUAUCACUGGAACACUUGCCAUCCUCCACCACACUGACUGAGAAUCACUGGAACACUAGCUAUCCUCCACCACACUGACUGAGCAUCACUGGAACACUGGCUAUCCUCCCCCACACUGACUGAGAAUCACUGGAACACUCACUAUCAUCCACCACACUGACUGAGAAUCACUGGAACACUGGCUAUCCUCCCCCACACUGACUGAGAAUCACUGGAACACUCACUAUCAUCCACCACACUGACUGAGAAUCACUGGAACACUGGCUAUCCUCUACCACAGUGACUGAGUAUCACUGGAACACUGCUAUCCUCCACCACAGUGACUGAGUAUCACUGGAACACUGGUCAUCCUCCACCACACUGACUGAGUAUCACUGGAAUAUAGGUUAUCCUCCACCACACUGACUGAGAAUCACUGGGACACUUGCCAUCCUCCACCACACUGACUGAGCAUCACUGGAACACUGCUAUCCUCCACCACACUGACUGAGUAUCACUGGAACACUGGCUAUCAUCCCCCACACUGACUGAGCAUCACUGGAACACUGCUAUCCUCCACCACACUGACUAUCAUUGGAACACUUGCCAUCCUCCACCACACUGACUGAGUAUCACUGGAACACUGUUAUCCUCCAACACACUGACUGAGUUUCACUGGAACACUUGUCAUCCUCCACCACACUGACUAAGCAUUACUGGAACCCUGCUAUCCUCCACACCGACUGAGUAUCACUGGAACACUUGUCAUCCUCCACCACACUGACUGAGAAUCACUGGAACACUGGCUAUCCUCUACCACAGUGACUGAGUAGCACUGGAAAACAGCUAUCCUCCACCACACUGACUGAGUAUCACUGGAGCACUUGUCAUCCUCCACCACACUGACUGAGAAUCACUGGAACACAGCUAUCCUCCACCACACUGACUGAGAAUCACUGGAACACAGGUCAUCCUCCACCACACUGACUGAGAAUCACUGGAACACAGCUAUCCUCCACCACACUGACUGAGAAUCACUGGAACACUGGCUAUCCUCCACCACACUGACUGAGUAUCACUGGAACACAGCUAUCCUCCACCACACUGACUGAGAAUCACUGGAACACAGCUAUCCUCCACCACAAUAACUGAGCAUCACUGGAACACAGGUCAUCCUCCACCACACUGACUGAGUAUCACUGGAACACUGCUAUCCUCCACCACAGUUACUGAGUAUCACUGGAACACUGCUUUCCUCCAACACACUGACAAUGACUGAACAUCAUGUGAUUAGUAACAGAAAAUGACUAAAUAAAUAAAUAACAGAUUGUCUUCUGUCACUCUGAAAUUUACUUUCCAUAUUUUUGUUUAUUAUCUAGGGUGAUUUCGGAUCGCCUGGUUUGCCUGGCCCUCUUGGUUUACCAGGUACAGGAAUUCAAGGAGAAAAGGUAAGAAUUCCUCACAUAUCACAAGGAAUUCGUGGAGCUUAAACUGUCACUAGAGAGAUUAUAAUACUAUGUAUACAAAUAUAUGUUCAGAAUGAGAAAUAUUCAGGACUGGAUAAAAAAGACUCAGAACACAUAGUUUGAGGAGAACAUCCUGUAUAUAAUCUGAUAUCUCUGCACACUUAUGUGAUGGAGUUUACUUUUUGUGAAAUUCUCCGUUUCCUUAUUGCUAUACAGGGUUUUUCACUAACGUGAGAAUUGUUGGGAAUUUAAAAUGAAUUCAGAGUAAAUUUUACAUUAAAGACCAAAGUAGCCAGUCUGGAAGCAUAGUUGGCUUUGGGAAUUACAUGUUACACUAUUAUGGCCUUACAUUUAAAAUUCACUUUGAAUUCCCAACAAUUCUCAUUUUAAUGCAUAACUUUGUUAGUAUUAAAACUAAUUGAAUGACAUUUGAGUAAUGCCGAUGUUGCCAUUUUACUCAUAUAAUAGUCUCUUUUUUUUUUUUAUUAGAUUAAACAUAUUGAUUGAUAGAGUAAAUUUUUAAUAAUUAUUUAAUUGUGCUGGAGAAAUCGCCUAAUUAUUUGCUAUCUGAAGAUCGUGGUCAUUUCUUCCAAAAUUAAUCUUAUGGAUAAUACAAUGUACAAUGCAUCUAAAAUGAAAGAUAUUGAUGUCAUUUUGGAACAAGUAACUGCAAACAAAUGUCCUCACGUCCAAUUCUCAUGGCCAUCCUUGUACAACAUGAACGAUUAAUAAACCAUGAAUAAACAUAUUGCAAAUAUAUCUUUAAGGAAAAUUAAUUACAUUUCAUUUUAUUUUAAAGGGUGUCCAAGGUCCUGCAGGACCACCAGGUGUUAGGGGACCAGCAGGAGAAGGCUUCAUGGGACCUAAGGUAAUAAUGACGGCAAAUACUUUCUAUAACCUUUGCAUGUAUAAUUACUGUUAAAUUACAUGUUUCCUAUCAGUCCUGUGACAUGGAAAAAGGAAUGCCAAGGAUAAAAGUAUAGGGAUAUCACAACAUAAGAUGGUGUCAUUUUAAUUACAGGGUUACUCCAACCACUAUGACCACUUUUGGUUUUAGAAGUGGUCAUGGUGGUAGGAAUCUUCAUGUGUAGUGUUUCUGCAGAGAUAUCUGCACUCUUGUGGCAAAGGCCAGUUACACCCCCGGCACAUGUGACUGUUGAGGGCUAAAAAAUGUUGAAUCUGUUCAAAAAUUACAUCUGUCGUCAGAGUGGACAGGAUUGAGCUUCUAACCGAGAGUGUGCCUGCAAGAAGAAGCCUAAAUGUCAUCUCCUUCCCUCCCUUCCUUUCUUCGUCCCUCCCCACUUCCCUAUAGUCCUAAAUAUGCCUCCGUUAUUUAUUUUUAAUUUUUUUCUAAAUUCUCUCCCCUGUCCAUUCCUUACUUUUUCCUUUCCUCCAAAACUCAUAGCACACACAUGAGCUCUGAGCCGGUGAGAAUGAUCCAAUCAAAUACUUCUCUUUGAGAAGCAUUUGAAUGGACCACAGAGCAUGAAGACGCACAAGGGGAGCUUAGCCCCAUCCCUAGAUUCCAGGUAAAUUUAUUGCUUAUUUUACAUGUUUAUUCUAAAAUAAGAAGGGCACCAGGUGCACAAUGCCAAAUGCGACAUUAUAAAUUGAAAAAUAAGUAUAGCCAAAGAGGCUUAGUGUAACCCGUUAAUGACAGAACAUGUUCUUGAUCAUUACUGUUAAUAUCAGCAUGAUUAUUGAGCUAAAUAAUAAAAUUCAGUUAACAAGGGUAUCAAACACACAGCUACGUGGAGCAUAUAUAAUUUUACUUAAAUAACAUGUUACCUACUUGUGUUACAGGGAGAACAAGGUCUACCAGGUGAAUCUGGAGUUCCAGGAGAAAGAGGAUUGGGAGAACCUGGUGCAAAGGUAACAUCAAAGUCAGAAACAGAAAUAUAUGUUACUGUUUCCAGAUUGGUUUAGUGUACUGUGCUUCCAUUAUUCCACAAACCCCUCUGAACAGACAAGGGAUGGGAUGCACAAAGAUAAUAGCACAUAUAUCUAAAAGUGGUCACAUGUUAUUUUCACCAGCAUUGUGUUAUAUUUGUUGGAGGUUCUAUUAAUAGCUAAAACGGCCCAAUGGGACUGACUUGAUACCCACGGCUGCAGUUGCCUACAUCUUAUUUUUCUUAUGUUCCUCCGUAUGAGUUCAUAGUUUUAUGUUGAAUUUUUUACUUCUAUAGCCUGGCUACGUAAGCUAAUGGUUUAUGUCCCUCUUAAGUCCCUCCAUAUCUAAGUUCCUGCAAUGCUGUUUUUAUGUCCAGAUAAGCUUCUAUUGCACACUCAACUCACCUAGGCCUUUUCUGUUUAGCAUUGGCAAAUAUAGACACAACCCCAAGACAGCGAAGGCUUACCAGAAGCCAACCACUUACCAACUAGUGCCUUAAGUAUGCCCUCGAUAAUGAGCCUAUAGGCAUAUAACUAGUACUACCUGCAGCCUCCAGAGUUAAUUGCUAUUAUCCUUUUGGAUCUUACGAGAGAUCCAUUUUGUUAUUAUUACAUUUGUUAUAAUGUUAUAUAUAUAUAUAUCACAAAAUUUGGGUUAUUAUUGUAGUGAUACUUUAAGAGGCUGGAGUUUUUUCCUAAGUAGGAGGGCUUAGGAGAGCACUCCAUGUUGUGAGUUUAGCAGUGACUCUGCAUGUUAUGUUUUGUGACUUAUGGAAGAAAAGCUGUUCAUAUGAAGUGAGUGUCAGCAUUGAUUAUUCUGCAAGAACCACAGAAAAGACAACAAUUACCAGCUACGUGUGUAUUCUGUUGAUGCUAUUUUUAUUGUUUUUUUAUGCGCUCAGUUAUACACAUAUUCUGUUGUAACUAUUACAGUAACCCGCAAAAAUAAAGAAUUGAAAAAAAUUUAAAAAUUAAAAUAAAAGUGACAGAUAGCAAAAAAAGGAACAAACAAAAAAAAAAGCUGUAAAUGUACAGUUACAAACAGAAUAUUAGUAAUUGUUUUCAAAAGAAUUGCUGCAGCUUUACUUUCCAAAGCAGUAAACCAGGGGUGCCCAAAAGGUAGAUCCCCAGAUGUUGUAGAACUACAAAUCCCAUGAUGCUUUAAAUGCCUUUACAAUGCCUUUAGUAUGACAGCGCAUCAUGGAAGCUAUAGUUUUAAAAGAUCCAGAGAUAUACCUUUUGGGCACUCCUGCAGCAAACAAAUUAAAAGUUAUUAUGAGUCAGAGGAUUUAAUACUGAUAUUGGAAUUAAUGGUUUUAUAGGGUAAUCAUUAUGAGGCAGGAUUAUUCACAAGUGAGAAUUGAUGGAAACUAAAAGUGAAUUUAACAUUUAAAGCUGUAUAUAAAUCUCCCAUAUAUUCCAAGAAGAUCCUGGUGGUCUACCACUAGACCGAGGGGUUCCAGCCCUCUGACAAAUUAGAGAAAAAUAAAUAGAAAAAAUUAUAUUUAAAGCUCAAGUAGCCAAAAUUGGAACAUGGCUGGCUUGAAUAUUAUUACCAGUUCAGCUAUUUUGGACUUAAAUUCACCUUGAAUUCACUUUCAACUCCCACAAAUUCCCCCCUUUUGGAAAUAAAUUGUGGAUUGUGAAAAUUCAAUGUGAAUUUUACAUUUUGGGGUAUAACAGACCAACUCACUUGAAUUUAUUUAUUUUUUUCAGUUCAGUUUUUCAGCCUUAAAAUAUUAACACAAUCAACUUUUUAUGCUCUGUCGAGUAGUAGAAAGCUUUCUUCAUCUGACAAGUUUGUUUUAAAUGGCAUAAAAUAUUAUAUGCUUCAAUUCUUUUAGAAAAAGGCAUUGCACACUGUUUAUUCUCUGUUUGCAGUAAGAUUGCUUGAUUGCUUGUGCUCCCAGGUCCUAUCUCGAGUUGCAGGAAUAUUUCAUCAGUUUUUUGUUUUUACGGUAGGGUGAGCCAGGAUCGUCUGGAAUGGCAGGUUUGCCAGGACUUCCCGGGGAGGAUGGAGCACCAGGACAAAAGGUAUUGUGUGACAACUUUUCACAACCUGUUCAAUAAGUAUCUAUACAGUUUAAAAAUAUCAAUAUGAAAGGGACACUAUAAGCAUCAAAACAACUCUAGCUUAAUGGGGUGGUUGUAGUGUCUACCUUAGGCCUUGCUGUCUAACUGCUCAAUUCUCUGCCAUUUAAGAAUUUAGUCAUUUUGUUUAUGCAGCCCUAGUCACACCUCUCCUGGCAGUGACCGACAUAGCCUCUUACACAUUUCCUGUAAAGAGAUCUAAUGUUUAAACUUCCUUUAUUAACUUCCUUUAUCUUUUCUCAUGCUUUUUAAUAGCCUUCUAGUCUGCAUGAGUGUCCUGUGUGUGAUUAAAACUCAAUUAACAGAACGGGAGAUAAAAACAUUUAACAUAAACACACUGUGCUGUAAGAUCUGAUUGAAAUAUAAACUUUUCCAUGUAGGCUUAGUGAGUCACAGCCAGGAAAGGUGUGGCUAGGGCCCUAUAAACAGAAACAAAUGUGAUUUAACUCCUAAAUGAUGGAGAAUUGAGCAGCUAGCCUGCUGGGACAUGCUAUAUUAAAAAUAGGUGUUUAGAGCAUCCCCUUAAUAUACUGAAUUUAACGACUUAUAUUGCAGUGCUAGGAGUGAUAGUCCUGACGUACAGUAAAGGGGGCAUAGUGUUAGGUGGGCUAUGGAAGCUUAGGUUUAAGGUUUGCCUGCUAUCAGGAUGCUGUGUACUGUAACUAACUGAGAAUGAUGAUCAUUACUUAAUUAUUUAUUUGUGUUCACUAUUUAAUUAAAUAAUUAGUGGUAGAAAAUUAGGUGCAACUAAUGAUACCCUCAUUAAUGACAGAACAUGAAAUGAACUCAGAGGGAUUAAAAUUUACUGAUAUAAGAAAUCAAUAAGGAUUAUUCAGAGUAACAGCAACACAGGGCAUAUAUUGUAACAGACAGGGUUAUUUUCUAAAGUGAAAAUUCAAAGUUAAAUCAGAUUGAAAUUCAAAUUUAAUGCCAAAGUAGCCAAUGUGAAAUAUGAAAUUCUUUUUGAAAUGUAACUUUAGUAAAGAGUCAAUGAAAGUCAAUUAGAAUGUGAGAGUCACCGUUAACCAUAGAAACCUGCAUUAAAACUGGGAUAAACUGUGAAUUCUAUGCACGUACAUGCUCUUCCUCCACGUCAACUGAACUCUAGCCUUAAGCUAAGUGAAGAAUCCAGGGAAAAACAGCAAGAGCCUUAACAAAUCUGCAUUUCUUUACCCCAUCCUCCCUCUGCCCUUGAUCUGAUCCUCAAUAUUUUCCUUUGCCCUAUUUUUUGUUUAUUUUUCUUGUUUUCUUCACUCUUCCGAGCUACCCAAGUUUUAACCUCCCUCCCCCCCAAAAAAAAAUAAACCAGAUCUCCAGUUUAAUACAUAUGGAACUCAAGAAAUACUAACCCUUUGUGAAUUCUUUUUUAUAGGGUGAGCCUGGACUUCCUGGUCUUAGAGGUCCAGAGGGGUCACCUGGCAUUGGUAUACAAGGUGAAAAGGUUAGUAUGAGCACAGAAAAUAUAUGUAAUAUUACAUUAAAUUCCUAAACUAUGACUAUUACGUUUCAGAUUUGCAUGUCAUACCAUUUAAUCUUUGGCAAAUAAGGACUGUGUAUAUUAAAAUAUAUGACUAUAAGUCAUGUUAUAGUCUACAUUUAAUAUAUUUAUAUAUAGUUAGAUGCACAGAUACAGCCAUGUAUAGUUGCAUAUAUAAGCACUGCUGAAUUUGCUGGUGCUAUAUAAAUGCCAAUAUUAAUAAUGUUAUAACUACAGGUAUGGAAGAAAAUACUUUCACUUGCGGGGAUAUCAUCAUCACAUUCACCUAGAUAUCCCAUUUCUCACAACUUACUCUUCCCAUCCGGAUCACAUGGCCUAUUAUUAUAGUACAAUCUAGCUUAGACAAUGUCCCUUACACACCUCUGGAAAGUAUGUGGGGAGAAUCGGGAUUGAAACAAUUUACUGACCUGGCAGGACCACAACCUCCAGCCGUAGUAGUAGUUCUUUCAACUAAAACACUUCUUGAGAACGCUCAAUAUCCCCGACAGUAGCAUUAGAGACAACACAGAAUUUAAACAAAUGUGUUCUAAAAAGACUACGCUACCCAAAACUAUCUCCAAAUGUGAUAGACUACUUCAUUUCAAAAUGCAUCCCACACUUGCACACUAAACAGGAAAAUGGAAACACCUGUUAGGGUAUCCGAUAAGAGAGAGCAAGAGGAUUGAAACAUUUCGCACUAUAUUCCACGUGCAUUCCAGCGUAUCUCUACACGAGGUCAAAUGUAAAUUGGCCUCGGGAUGGUAUCUCAUGCCGACAGAUAUCCACCACUUUGACCCAACAUCGUCCCCCUUAUGCUGGAGAUGUGGAAAGUCAAGAGGUUACCUACAUCACCUCUGAUGGACUUUUGAGAGGGUCUCCGACUUCUGGAAGUCGAGUGGGGAGACAAUAUAGACCGUAACUGGUAAACAUAUUCCACAUGAGGUGGAUGCUUUAUUAUUUUUUAGAAUAAAUCUGCCUUUGACUAAGUUGAAAUGCACACUGAUGCUCAUGAAAUGCUCAUGCUUACUGUGGCGAAGGCCACCAUCAUAAUGUGCUGGAAAACUAAAUGGAAAAGAAACUGAGAGGGAAUGGUUUAUGAAAAUAGAACACUAUCGUGUUCUCGAAGAACUGACGUGGAACUCACUAGGCCAAGCCACUAAAUACUAAGUUAUAUGAUGUCACAUCCUGUUCUUAGCUGCGGAUUUUUUGGUUCUAUUUCUAUUUCUAUUCUAUGUCUGGUUUUCUAUAUGCUGGGUUUUUCUGGGUUCAUUUCUGUAAUCCGUCCCUGGAAUUCCCAGUCUCCAGGUUUCCUUUAAAUGUUUGUUUUAUUUGCCACACCCGUUUGUUUUCCAUCAUUCCUUUUGUUUCAGUGUCCUGCAGGCAGCUGCUCAAGGCUUCUGCCCUUUCUUGCAGGUAAGUGCUAUAUAUGUGUAGGACCUGCCAGAUAUGGGGUACAUUGGCGUUGUUGGCAGGCUUAUGCAAUGUAUGAUCAUAUAAUGUGACUAAAUCCCCAUGAUUUUCAUAUAUAGUGCUUAAUUAUUUCUCCUCUUGUUUUGCCUAUCUUAUCUUGUCUUGUUUUAGUUUGUAUACCCAGUCCAUGUACAGUCCUGUCCAGUCAUGCCCAUGUUAUGUUCAUGUUUCCCUCGUGUCUUGUGUACAUGUUCUGGGUUUAGCUUCCUAUCCUUCUCUGGUUCUGGGUUCUACUAGUUCUGUCUUGUUUUUCAUGUAAGAUGCCUAUCUCUAGUCUUGCCUUGUUUCUGUACUGGAUGCAUUCUUGCUGCAGAGCCUCCCUAUUCAGCUCUGGGAGGUCUGCUUAAUUCCUGCUCCUAGUUCCUGGGAUCCGCAUAAGCUGAUUCAGGGUUCUGGUUCUGGCUGCACAAACGCUGGUGCUCAACACCAGGGGGCUUGCGGUUACCCUGCACCAGACCCUGCUAAUCCACCUCCGCACUGUGACUCCUACUCUGAACAUCAGGCAUACUGGGUCCCAGUCCUCGCACUGCCACCCUGACAUAUGACAACCGUGGAUGACAUAUAUGACAUCUACUCACCACCACGACCCAAAGGUCGCCACACAUCCAGGCAAAACCAACACACAUGCCACAAACGCUGAUAUGACAGUCACUUCUAUGUUUAUGUUAUUACCGUUAUGAAACUUUAAUAUAUCUGUAACUUUGAUAUUGAUUGAAUAUGUAUUGUCAUGUGAUGUUUCUUUGUAAUACAUUUUAGAUCCAACUUUGUUAGAAUACUGGAAACAUUGUUAUUUCUGAAACGCCUUAUAUGAGAUAUAAUAUUGAUACAUGCCUUGUUGAUUCAUGAUGAAAAAUUCUAAAAUAAUAGAAAUAUAAUAAAUAAAUAAAAAAUAAUAAUGAUAUAACAAAGCUAUCACAAAGCAUUUAUAUUAGAGGUACAUUAAGUGAGUCAAAUAGGGGAGAGCCUUGGCUUCCACUAUUUAUUAACUUAACAUAAAGGAGACCUAAAUUAAAGUAACAUUUAAACAGUUUGACUUCUUAGUGUGGGAGGGCACAGGGCAAUCCUGAAACCAUAACCACUGAAUGACAAAGUAGAGACUGUGGUACUUGGAGUUUUCCUUUAACCUAGAUUUUCUAUGAAAGUUCAGUCCUUUAAUAUGGACUUUAAUAUGGCUGAAGGUAUGACAUGUACCUGUCUUGCCAAAAUCACAUAGUAUAACACUACAUGUGAUAAAUACUGUUAUAUAUGCAUGUAUAAAGAAAAUUGCUGGUAAAUGAAGAUAAUUUAACUUCCACACUAUAAGCGUAAAGAUAAAAAUCACUUCUGAAACCGGUGCCUAAAUGUAAUUUCUUCCACAUCCCCAACUGUACAGCACUGAGCACUUGGAGGGUGACUAUAAGUGAGCAUCUGAGCACAUCUUUUGGGGAGACGUCUUAUAAAUAUAUCUCUUCAUAUUUACAUUUGCUUCCAGUAUUAGUAGCACAAAGUAUAGGUUACGUUAACUUAAAGUGAAUUUACCUUUUCAUUUAAUAUUUUUGAGGAUGACGGGUUCACUUUAAACAGAUGUCAAUGAAGACUGACUAAAUCAUAGAUACAAUGUAUCAUCAAAUAAUUGCUGCUUAUUAAUGUAACAAUGAUUAUAAUAAGGUAGUCUGACAUGAAGUAAAUUCAUUUUCUUAAAAAGGGAUUUUCCAACAGUCCACAUAAAUGGUUUUCUUCCUUGUCAAAAGUACUUCACUUGUGCCUCUCUCUCCAUGGUUACAAUACUAGCAGAAUUAUAAGUUUUUAUUUGUAAAUUCUUAUUUUACAUUUUUUCAGGGGGAUCAAGGUCAGCGAGGUAUCCGCGGAUUAACAGGACCUCCUGGACCUGCCGGACCAUCUGGACCAAAGGUCAUUUCAUAUUUCAAAAGAAAUUCAAUUUGUUCUUGCCAGUAACUCAUGGUCAUUUCAAUUUCAAUAAAACUCAUUUAAAAAUUGGAUAUUAAAGGGACUCUCACUUUAAACAGACACUUAUUAUAAUAUGUCAAUUCACCGUUUCCAAUAUGACAUAGACCUGCAAUUUUUAGCACAAAAAUAUCAUCAAUACUGGACUGUCUCUGUAAAACCUAUUAUUCCAGAGGUUGAAACAAUGUACUUUUUGUCAGCUGGAAAACAUGCAGGAGUUGGUUGACAUUGUGGUCGUGUAGGGUGACGGUCCUCGUUUAUGGUCCAAUAGCAUGUAUUAUUUAUUAUUUAUAAAUAAUGUGUUCUCCCAAUUUUAGGGUGAACCAGGUGCAGUGGGACGGUUAGGGCUUCCAGGUCCUCCCGGCCGUGCAAUCGUUGGGCCUAAGGUAAGAUGAGUCUCAAAUACUGAUCAAGAUUGCAAUAUGAGUAAAUAAGUUUGGUGAUAUGUGUGUGCCUGUAAUCGAAUGGAGAGAACUAUGCAAGUUGCAGUGACUGAUGUGAAAUAGAAAUAAAGGAAAUGUAGUCAGUGAAAUCAAAGACUCUAUAUCCUACUUGGUUGACAAUAUAUUAUUAAUUAGAUCCAUGGUUUGUUAAUGUAAAUUUUCCAAGUACUGCAUGUAACACAUACAGAGUAGAGAUACUAUUGGUACGAGUAUGGGAUUUUAUCAUAUCCUGGGAUAUAUCAAAUUAAAGGAACACUAUAGUCACCUAAAUUACUUUAGCUAAAUAAAGCAGUUUUAGUGUAUAGAUCAUUCCCCUGCAAUUUCACUGCUCAAUUCACUGUCAUUUAGGAGUUAAAUCACUUUGUUUCUGUUUAUGCAGCCCUAGCCACACCUCCCCUGGCUAUGAUUGACAGAGCCUGCAUGAAAAAAAAACUGGUUUCACUUUCAAACAGAUGUAAUUUACCUUAAAUAAUUGUAUCUCAAUCUCUAAAUUGAACUUUAAUCACAUACAGGAGGCUCUUGCAGGGUCUAGCAAGCUAUUAACAUAGCAGGGGAUAAGAAAAUCUUAAUUAAACAGAACUUGCAAUAAAGAAAGCCUAAAUAGGGCUCUCUUUACAGGAAGUGUUUAUGGAAGGCUGUGCAAGUCACAUGCAAGGAGGUGUGACUAGGGUUCUUAAACAAAAGGAUUUAACUCCUAAAUGGAAGAGGAUUGAGCAGUGAGGCUGCAGGGGCAUGUUCUCUACACCAAAACUGCGUCAUUAAGCUAAAGUUGUUCAGGUGACUAUAGUGUCCCUUUAAAUAUAGAAAUUUUAUUUUUAAGUACUCAACAGUAAAUAAUAUUAUACAAUUUUAUCAAUUUUAGACUUAUGUUAAUCAAUAUUGCAGUUUGAUUAUGGAAUUAUUUUUCUCAUUUUAUACUCAAUAUGACUAGAAUAAGUGAGUAGAAUAAAGCAAGUUUAUUCUGUUUAUGUAAAUAUCACAUUACAUUGUAUUCACUUAAGAUAAAUUAUGUGAAAGCUUUUCCAAAUAUUGUUAAUUUUUUUUGUCUUUAAGUCCUGCUACUCUGCCUAUAGGAGGAAAGGCAGCGUUAGAUCAUGCAUUUUUUUAAAUAUUUAUAUUUUGUGUUUUAUUAUUCAAGGGUGACAUUGGCCCAUCUGGUCCUCAGGGUUUAAUAGGAGAACCGGGAAUUGGAAUUGCAGGACCAAAGGUAAGGCAGGUUUUAUUUUGGGUUAGAAUUAUGAGUUAUUACUUAUUACUAAAGUUAAAAACACCAAAACCAUUAUAAUUUAGAACUGGUAUCAAGCUAUGAAAAGAUUGCAUAAUAUCAAAUAAUCUGUCUUUAUAAUAUUUUAUAUAAUUGUUUUGCUGAUAUCAAUCAGCUCAGUUAAACAUGGUGUAAAAAGAGACUAAAAAAUAGGUUUUAUAGAUUAGAUAAAUAUAAAUGUAAUAGUUUUGGAAAGAGUGAAUGUGUUUAUUUUGUUUUCCACAGGGGGACAGAGGAAAUCCAGGGCCACAAGGACCAUUUGGACCAAAGGGAGAUGGGUACCCAGGCUUACCAGUAAGUGAUUACCUACUCUCAUUGUAAAUGUUAAGGGUUACUUGUACUUGAGGCGUUAUGGACUAUCUUAGACUCUCUUAGUACAGAAAGUUAUGGAAUCUCUUAGUACAGAAAGGGUUUACUGAAUAAUAAACACUAACUCUGCUACGAUAAGCCAGCAAAAAGUGUGGAGUACACUUCUGUACCCUGCACAUACUCUUAACACCUUGCCUUGUUUAUGCAGCAGUUUAAAGAGACAAAAACAAUAUUGUAGUGCCAUAAUUAUUGCUGAGUUGUUGUUCUUUUUUUUUUUUUGUCUUUUGUAUUUUUUUAACUUCAUUUUCUCAAAUUGAAUUGUUUUCUUUUUAAAUUGAAUCAAUAAUGUUCUAUAAAUAUUUGGAAGAGCUAACCAAAUGCUGCAAACACCUCACUGGGGAUCAGUCUGCAAUUAAUGUUAUUCAAUUUAAAACAGGGAUGCUGUUGUUUCUUAUGUAGAAGCCAAACUGGAGACUUUAUGUACAAUUUUCCUUUUUUUAAUCUUGUUUUAUUUUUUACUUAGAACUUAAUGCGUUAUUUGCAUUUUCAUGUCACAACAGAUGAUUAGAUGAUUUUUUUUACAUACCACAGACACAAACAAUUUUUAUUAAUAUUUAUUUAUAUAUAUAUAUAUAUAUAUAUAUAUAUAUAUAUAUAUGUAUGUAUGAAUUAGCGUUUUUACUGUUUUUCUGGGUGUAAUUGAUCUUUUUUUUUGUAACUAAGGGAGUGCCUGGACUUCCUGGACCUCAGGGGGAUCCUGGAUCAGAAGGCUUUGGAUUACCAGGACCUAAGGUAAUAUUUGUUAAUAAUAUUAUUUUUAAGCCAACUGCAGGGGAUAUCACAUUUUGCUUUGGGCUGAAGCUUUUAGAAACUAGCUAUGCCGCUGGAGUAGAGAUUCCAAAAUGUCAGCAGUCUGCAAAUAUUUCCUGGCACGUUCCUUCAACCUCGUUCUACCCCUCUUUCUCUACAGCACUGUAUUUUUGAGCCCCUUGAGCUCUGGAUCAGUGCAGAACAAGGAGAUGGGAAGCACUGUGUUGUUCGCAGGGAUGUAUAUGUAUAUGUUGUGCCGAUUGUCCUCCUUGACAAAAAAAUGCCCACUGCAUUGUACUUGUAGCCAAGAAACAAGUCCUGCUUUCAUCGUUUUCUGAUAAUAUAACCAUCCCAAGAGGAGAUUGGGGUUUAAUAAGAGAAUGAGAAACCAUGUGCAAUGUUCUAGGGUGUGAAUCUCGCUUUACUUGAUGUUGUAUUUUUAUUCACUUAAAAAAGACUGUGAUGCCAGUUUAUCAUAUUUAUCUCAUCAACAGGGUGAUCAAGGUGUUAGAGGACCUCUUGGUCUCCCCGGACCACCAGGUGAAGGUUUACCAGGACCAAGGGUAGGUCAUUUAAUCGUAUUUAUCUCUUUACAGCUCAAAUUGUGUUAAAUCAUAUUCCUAUCUUUUAUUAUCCGUGUUAAUAAUAUGAACAAAUUCUGACCAUUCUGAAAUACUCCUAUAACAUUCUGGUGGAAAUUUCAGUAAAUGGCGAAUUGUCAAGUUUGCAAAGAUAUUGUUUUAAACUAUAAUUUGUAGACAUUCCCAUGUAAACUUUAUAACUCUUCUAGAAAUUAUUUUUGCAUUGUAGUAACAUGGGAAAUUGGAAAAAUUAAUCAGAGAUGAUUAUACAGCAAAUCGUGGGAUUUAACAAGGAAAUUUCAAAUAUAAUUUUUUGCUGAAAAUUGCUGAAAAUUUAAUUUUAUUCCAAUUUGACUAUUUUAGCCUUGAAGAAUGCAAUUCCCUUGCCAAUUCUUCACAACUCUUAGUUUUGUAAAUAACCUUAUUUAAUUGACUGAAAUGCUUUAAGGGUGUCGAGUGUUCCUUAUUAGAUGUUUUAAUAAAUGAAUAGAACGCUAACAGUAGAUAAGCAGAUGUAUUUAUGGUAAACCAUUAAUUGUUUAUGUGUUGAUUUUCUAUAAAGGGGAAUGUAGGGAAGCAAGGCCCACCUGGGCCCCAAGGACCACCCGGCGAAGGAAUUCAGGGAACAAAGGUGAGACAAAUUCUUUUAUACCAAUGAUUUACUUGUCACCUGUUCAUGAUUAUCUAUCAAUACUCUUAUUUUUCAGUUUGUUUAAAAUAUAGUAUAUUUGCUAGGUUACCUCUAUUUAUUUUGAAUUUGACGUUUCAUCCCUCCCAUUCCUUCACCCAUGUGUCUUGAUACAUCUCCUUGAACAUAUUAAUGACAAUUACUUUCUGCAAUCUUUGGAUCUAAUAAAUACAUUUUUAUUUUAUUUAUUACUGCUAUUUAUAAAGUGCCAACAGAUUCAGCAGCGCUGUACAAUUAGUGGAGAAACAUACAAUAUACACAGACAAAUACAAUAAUAAUACAUCCUAUACCUUUUAGGGAGAACCAGGAAUUCAAGGUGGAUCCGGACCUCGUGGACCUCCAGGAGAAGGACUUUUAGGUCCAAAGGUUAGAGAAAUACCAGCAUUUUAUGUAUUUUAGACUCAUAUUGACAAUGUUUUGUGAUGUUAUUACCAUUUAGACUCUAAGGUCUGAAUUGUAGCACAUAUUUCUUUUCAUGGACAAAUUGGUGUACGAAAAUAGAAAAUAUGUCUUGUACGAUUUAUUUUAGGGUGAUCGUGGUUCUGCUGGUGAAAGAGGAAGAAAAGGUGAUAAAGGUGACACAGGAGAGACUGGAGUACCCGGAGAAUCUGUAAGCUUUUUUAUGCUCAAUUUAAUCAGCUAAAUUAGAAUGCUACCCCCUCCACCCAUCUUUAUUAUGAUGGAGAAUGCAUCUGGAUAUAGUCCCUCUCGAUCUUUUAAUAGAUAGUGCUUAUGUAUUAUAUUUCUAUUCUAUGACCCACAAAAUCUAAAGGCAACUAGAGUAGCUGUAACUAUAUCCAAGUUUGGGUGGUGUUCUGGGGUCAAUGUCCAGCUUCUGAUUGGUAGACAUUCCAAGAAUGCAAUGCACACAUUUCUUUGUUGUAUACUUCAGGAGAGAAAUUUCGAAAGCUCUUUCACUCUCUUACUACAAUAUUUCCAUGCAGGGGCUGAUUAUUAUGUUUCAGACAAGCUCUCUCGUUCCUCGAGAGUUCAACCAAGCCCUCUGCUAGUUUGUUGUAGUACCAUAGAUGGUGGACGGCCUGUGAAGCACUGUUACUUCUAAACUUGGAAUAUUUAUGUAUAUUUAUUUAUCUGCUUUUAUCAUAGGGUCGGCCUGGAUUUAAAGGAGAAGCAGGAUUAACAGUAAGUAUUUAAUAAGAGACUAAUAAAAUAAAAAAAAUAAAAAAACAAUGUGUGGAAACUUAGUGCUGAUUUACAUGUUUGUAAAUAUGAUUUACAUCUCUGAUUGGAUGUCCUCCUGCUUUUUGAAACUCAAUCUCUCUCAAACUGAGCUCCUUGUCUUUUCUCCACCUAAUACUGAUCCCCCUCUCUCUCUCUUCCUUCAAGUGAGUGGUACCCACAUCAGACCAUCCUUGAAAGCGCACUGUCUUGGCGUUUUGCUUGAUUAUCGCCUCACACUUGAGCCUCACAUCCAGUCUGUUAUCAAAUCCUUUAGAUUACACCUUAAAAACAUAGUCCGCAUCCGCCCCUUUCUUACACAAGAUGCUACUAAGGAGCUUGUCCAUGAUCUAGUAAUCUCUCGCAUGAAUUAUUGUAACUCUCUCCUAAUAGGUCUUCCCACAAGUCUUAUUGCCCCACUACAGUCUGUAAUGAAUGCCGCUGCCAGACUGAUUUUCCUCUCCUGUCACUCCUCUCACUCCUCUCACCUCUGUCAGUCCUUACAUUGGCUUCCUGUAUCCUAUAGGAGUUAAUUCAAGGUACUAACCCAUAUCUAUAAAGCACUGACCAAUUCUAGCCCCUCCUAUAUCUCUUCACUGAUCCGCGGGUAUGCCCCAACACGGUCUCUCCGCUCUGCCCGUGCCCUUCUCCUGUCUGCUGCUCGCACCCGUACAGCUAACUCACGCUUGCAGGCCUUCUCGCAGGUGGCUCCUUUCCUUUGGAAUAGCCUGCCAUCAAGCUCUCCUCGAGUCUUUAAUCAUUUAAAAAGUGCCUUAAAACCCUUCUCUUUAGGAAAGCUUAUGGCCUCCCAGAGUAACCUCUAACUUACUUACCUGUCCCUUGCUCUCUCCUAAAGGGCAACACUCUAUUCUCUCCUCCAGCUCUGCUUCACUCCACCUUGUUUGAUUGCUACCUCCUGAUGGGUUUCACACCCCACCUCCUAUAGACAGUAAGCUCGUUUGAGCAGGGCCCUCCUCAACCGAUUGAUCCUGCAAGUUUUUGUAAUUGUCUCAUUUAUUGUUAAAUCUCCCCCUUUGAUAAUAUUGAAAAGCGCUACGGAAUAUGCUGGCGCUAUAUAAAUACCAGUACCUGCAUGACAUCUUAAUGUGAAUGUUGGUGAAAGACAUUAGCUGUACCUUCAGAAGUCAUAGCAAAGGCUUAUUUUUGUGUACACACAAUUAAUUGUAUAUGAUCUUUGUAUUAUACUGUAUAUGAGUGAGACAGAAUAUGGAAACAUUGUGAAAACAUGCACAGCAGGCAUUAGUUUACAGAAGCCCAGAGAGGGUUUGUAUUUUUUAUAUUUUUCUGACUUGUCAUCUCGAGUAAACAAGUUGUCUUCUCAGGAUAACAAGUCAGAAAAAAUAUUAAAAAAUACAUGGCAUUUCUGGUCAUCCAUAUUGGUUAACCCACAUUCUUUUAAUUUUUAAUAAAUAUAUAUUCAUCUGUGUUUGUUGCAAGUUACCUGGGUUUGUAGCAUUCUGCGGUAACCUCAAAUUACAAAAUAUAUUACACCAGUUAGCGGUGAAGACUUGUUUAGCAUGGGCCCACCCAGAUGUACACACCAUACUCUGAUGUAAAUGGGAAGGAUAAGCUUCCUCAUGUGGGGUCUGUGAGUGAGAGGGUGGGCAUACAGAUGAAGAGUUUUGCAAAUUGUUUCAUUCAAAAAAAUUACGCUAACCACAAUUUUGGCACACAUGACCUAAUAAAGUGCAGGCUAUUAGUUCAGCUUCCAGUAUUUAUUGUAUGCUGAAUGUAAGAUUUGAAUCAAAACACAGGUGUAAAUUAAACCUCCUUCCCAUGAGUUGUGCUUUUUAUUUUAAUCUGACAUAGAGUUGUAAUACUCUAACAGCAAUUGCAAAGAUUACAGGGAUGCACCGUAAAGCUGUCACACACCUAGUUUGGUAUUAAAUAGAAGAAUAGCACAGUUAUAUGGCACAUAAUGUAUAGAUGCUAACUAUAAGUAAUUUUGUAUCAAACAGAGAGAAGAUAUAAUCAAGAUGAUAAAGGAGAUUUGUGGUAAGAUUUAUUUUAUUCUAUUUACUUUUUAAACAUCCAAAAUAUGAUUUUUGAAAAGUAUGUGUCUGACAAGAGAAAUUUUAUAUUUUGGCCACAAUAACUGAUUUGGAAAAAUUCUCCAAAUAUUUUUCCAGAAUUUCUAUUUUAACCUAAAAUUGGCAUUUCUCUAACUUGUGUUUAACAAUUCCAGGUUUAACGAAUACCGCUUCACAUGUUAUUUGCGUCUUCAAAAUGUGUUGUUGUUUUUCCAAAACAUUUCAGAAAAGGGGGGAUGUUGGGGUGUCAUUACAAAACACCCCAGCAAGUUUAAUAAUAAAACAUAUAAAACAAUAAUAAUUCUAUAAACGUCAUGGUCAUGGUCAGUUCCAAAAAUAAAACAAGUCAAACAGGUUAAAUUAGAGGUCUUCUGAAUUUCCGAACCGAAUUGCCGAAUUUCGGAAGUGCUGAAGUGCUUCAGAUUGCUGAAAAGUGGCAAAACAAGGGAGGGAAAAUUAUGUGAAUGAUGACAGGAAUCUUGAAUUCCUGGCACUGGGAGCCCUCUAGAUGUGUAAGUGGUUGAGGUGGCAGUCCGGGCAUUAGGAGUCCUAUAGAUAUGUAAGUGGUUGUGGUGUUUAGGGUUAGGGGUUAAGGUUAGGGGUUAGGGAGCCCUACAGAUGUGUAAGUGAUUGUGGUGGCAAAGUGCUUCUGAUUUUUGAAAAGUGGCAAAACAAGAGAGGGAUGCUUAUGAAUGUCCGAAUUGCCUAAGUCCCAAAUUGCCAAACUUCCGAAUUUCGGAAGUGCCGAACCGAAUGGCUGAAUUGCUGAAGCUACGAAUUUCGGAAGUGCCGAACCGAAUUGUCAAAGUGCCGAAUUUUUUUAUUUACCCGAAUUUCCGAAACGAAACAAAUUUUUAGCUCAUGCACAUCCCUAAUAUUUAAAAAAAGAAAACAGGGAAACCCUUCUCUCUUUAGAUUGGCAUGUCACGAUCCAGUAAAAAUCCAACUCUACAUACAUCAUCUGUCUACUGUUGUUGGGUGUAUUAAUGUUAUAUGUUUGCAAUUUAUAAAUAUAGCAUUUAAAAUAUAUUCGUAAUACGAACAAACAAAUACGAACAAACAAAUAUGCAUCUAAUCAAACCUAAUUUUUUUUCUCAUCUUAGGCUGUGGAGUAAAGUGUAAGGAGAUACCUAUGGAACUGGUAUUUGUGAUUGACAGCUCAGAGAGUGUGGGACCAGAAAACUUUGAAAUCAUUAAAGACUUUGUCACAGCUUUAGUCGACAGGGUAACAGUGGGCAGAAAUGCCACUCGGAUUGGACUUGUUCUCUAUAGUUUAGAGGUUCGUCUAGAGUUUGGUCUUAACAGGUUCACCACUCAGCAAGAUGUCAAGCAAGCUAUAAGGAAAAUGAUGUACAUGGGAGAAGGCACGUACACUGGGACUGCAAUACGUAAAGCUACUCAAGAAGGAUUUUUCGGAGCUAGAAUAGGGGUCCGCAAAGUUGCCAUUGUGCUCACAGAUGGCCAGACAGACAAACGAGAAGCAGUGAAGCUGGACAUUGCAGUUCGUGAAGCUCAAGCUGCUAACAUAGAAAUGUAUGCAAUUGGAAUUGUCAAUGCAUCGGAUCCAACACAACUCGAUUUCAUUCGGGAACUUAACCUUAUCGCCUCUGAUCCAGACAGUGAACACAUGUACUUGAUUGAUGACUUUAACACCCUUCCAGGUAAGUAACAAGAAUAUAUACAAGGCCACGUGUAACUGCUGGUUUUAUAUUUGUACCAUAAGGACUUUCUCUUUGGGAUGUUUUAUCAUAUUCCUAUUUAAGUCAUAUUAUAUUGACAAUAUUUUAUAUGUGUAUACCUAUAUUCGCUUAGUUAAGAUUUAUAUUUGGCGCAGUGUGUUUUUUUUUGUCUUUUUAUCUUGGAUUGUUGGGGUAUCCAAGUUACAGACUUUUUCUUGCCUUUGGAGUUAGUGCUGUAUCUCCCCCACCACCCCCUUCUUUUUUUUCUUUUCUUUUUUAAAUAUGGAGAUAUGUCUGGUAUGUAAGGGCCAGGCCUAUAUGAAAAUGUAUUUUCGAAAAAUAUUUAAAUCAAAUGAUAAUGUGAUUAUUUUGCUCUAUGAAUAUGAAGUAUAGACUAAGUGAUAUAUAAAUUUGUUUUUGCUGUAGCAUUGGAGUCCAAGUUGGUUAACCAGUUCUGUGAAGAUGAGAAUGGAGCACUCAUUUACAAUCGGAUUGGAAGCACAAUCAAUACUAUAUCCACACAUAAAGGAUCCCCGGGGUCCAUCUCAUCAGGGACGUAUGGCGGCAGAUAUACUAACUCACAAGAAGAAAGGGUAAACCUACAGCCGGAAAGAGAAGAAAGAGUAAAUGUUCAGGAGGAAAGACGCAGAACAGAGACAGAACAAACAUUUGUGGUACAGCUUCCACCGGUAUGGAAACUAAUGUUUACAUUCAAAGAUAAUAAAAAUACAAUGUGA
This is a messenger RNA of Pelobates cultripes (western spadefoot toad), 64606 nucleotides long. The record is from the annotation of a GenBank genome assembly. NCBI's taxonomy places the organism in Eukaryota, Metazoa, Chordata, Amphibia, Anura, Pelobatidae.